GCUGGUUAUCGUUUGCAACGCAAGCUGCAAAUUCAGAAAACAAAAGCAAAAGGAAAAAAGUAAGGGUAAACGGUGUGUGAGGACGCUGUACCAGCAAAACGACCGAGGUCAGUGGGUGUGAGUUCAAAUAGACGUUGUUUUAACUGAAAUUUAAACUGCUUACUUCUAUCUCUUUACUAUUGAGACAGGGGCAAUCAAAUGAGGCCUAAAAAACAAAAUUUGGUUUUGUUUCCUCUGUGGAAGUUCAUAAAACCAACCACAUUUGCGUCACAUUAAAUAUGUGAAAAAUUCCGCAAAUGCUCUACAUAGUUUCCUUUGAGAUUUAGUUCAAAUUUUGUGACUACAACAUAUUUUCCUACACAAAAUUUUAAAAUAGUCGUAUUUUACAAUUAAAAGCAAGAAUUUAUGUUCCCUGUUGUCUACAUUAGUCACAAAGCGUUUUUCGCAAGUUAAUUGAUUGUCUUUAGAUUCUUAGCGAUGGUCAUCGUUUGCAACGCAAGUGCAAGUAAAGUGUAAAGUGCUUGAUACGUUAAAGUAGAGCGUGAUAUAUAAAUAUAGGAAAUAGGAAAAAAACUACACUUUCAUCCCGACAAGCCUGUUUCGUGAUCGCUCAUUAAAUCCCCUGAAGAGUGAGCGAUCACGAAACAUGUCGGGACGAAAGUGUAGUUUUUUUCCUAUUUCCUAUAUAUAUAUAUAUGAAGCCUGUGUUACGAUUUUUCCGUAGUAAAGUGCUCGAUACGUUAAAGUAGAGCGUGAUAUAUAAAUAUAGGAAAUAGGAAAAAAACUACACUUUCAUCCCGACAAGCCUGUUUCGUGAUCGCUCACUCUUCAGGGGAUUUAAUGAAUAUUCUUAUCAUUAAAUCCCCUGAAGAGUGAGCGAUCACGAAACAGGCUUGUCGGGAUGAAAGUGUAGUUUUUUUCCUAUUUCCUAUAUAUAUAUAUAUAUGCUUUACUUUUUGCCGAAGUUUAACCUGCCUACCAACUUCUAUUUCUUUGCUACUGACGUAGCGACAAUCGAGAGAGACCUAAAAAUAGUAUUUGGAUUUCUUCAGUCUACGAAAGUUCAUAAAAGCCACAUUUGUGUCAAAUGAAAUAUGCGAAAGAUGCAAAUGCUGUACUUAAGGUGUCGGUAAAGGAAAACGAGGUGCCCACAGAAAAAAUUCUAGUCGCGCGAGUAUUUUCGCUACAAAGGCAAGUUAUAUAUCAAAUUAAAGCUAAAAGAGUACAUUACCUUAUAAAAGAUUUUAUUUUAUCGAAUUUCAAAAGGCGCUUAAGUUUUUUGCUCUCGAACUCAGAGGUAUCGAGUUUACUGCUUAAGCUCCAGCACUUUUGCGUUGUUAAAUAUUCACUUCCUUUUUAUUGCAUCUGAUUGACAGAUAACAGACCUAAAAAAGGGUGUGAGGAACUUUCCGAUUUCUCUUUGUAACUCAUUUUAUGUCAGUUUCUUUGCGUAAAUUGCGCUCGAGAUUCGACUUUUUAGUUUGAAAUGCAAUAAUUCCGCUAAUACGAGACAUAUGCAAAUUUCCUCACACCCUUUUUUAGGUCUUUUAUCAGUCAAUCAGAUGCAAUAAAAAGGAAGUGAAUAUUUAACAACGCGAAAGGGCUGGAGCUUCAGCAGUAAACUCGAUACCUCUGAGUUCGAGAGCAAAAAAAUUAGGCGCCUUUUGAAAUUCGAUAAAAUAAAAUCUUUUAUAAGGUAAUUUAGUAGUCUUUAAGCUUUGAUUUGAUAUAUAACUUGCCUUUGUAGCGAAAAUACUCGCGCGGCUAGAAUUUUUUUCUGUCGGCACCUCGUUUUCCUUUACCGAGACCUUAAAUUCCUUUGAAAUUUAGUUCAAAUUAUCUGAUUACAACAUUUUUUCCCAGACAAAAAGGUGAAAAUAGUCUUAUUUUGCAUUUAGAUGCAAGAAUUUAUGUUCCUGUUGUCUACAUUAAUCACAAAGCGUUCCACGCAGGUUAAAUAUCUUUAGAUUCUUAGCGCUGGUCAUCGUUUGCAACCCAAGCGCCGCCAUUUAAAUACAACCUUUCAUAAGCCACUUGCGCAUCACUAACUAAGCAUAACAAAUUGGAAUCCCCCGUAACAUCCGUAUAACUGAAUCGCAUUAUCGCUAUAGAAUAAGGAACUUAAGGAAAAAAAACUACUGGAGAAAAUUUUAGCCAGGAGGCCAUUGUAGUCUUCAAAUCUUCAUGUUCUCUUUUAUUUGUUCUUUUACUUUGUCCGUUUGUAUGUUUUAAUCGCGAUCCUCGUGCUAAAAUAUUGUCUUAUUACGUUUCUUUUAGCAGACAUUUACUAACAUCUUAUUUUAAAAGCUAUUUAUAAGGCAUGUGCUGAUAAAAUGCGUUGGACCAUGAAAGAAGUGCUUAAAAUUUGCUACUAGUUUUGAAAGCGUUCAGCCGUUUGAAGGUGAGUUAAAUUAAAUAACUCAUUGGGCUGACCACCAUGUAUGCGACAUCAACAGGGCCAGAGAAAGUCUAGCUCGAACUGCAACCCAAAACAAGAAUGAAAGUCGCUGAAGUAUAUGAAAACGUCGUCGAGGACGAGUCUGCGACUGAUGUAGGAGUACAAAGAGUUAACAUUGGAAAUACCAAUCAAGACGGCAGCAACAGAAGACAAGCGCCACCAAAGACGUUGACACCAACAGGGCCAGAGAAAGUCUGCCUCGAGCUGCAACCCAAAACAAGAAUUAAAGUCGGUGAAGUAUAUGAAAACGUCGUCGAGGACGAGUCUGCGACUGAUGUAGUGGUACAAAGAGUUAAUAUUGGAAAUACCAAUCAAGAUGGCAGCAACAGAAGACAAGCGCCACCAAAGACGUUAAAUGCUUCGCGAAAAGAUGUCCGGAAAAUCCAACGAAUGCAGCUCCUGAUCGUUGUCGCUGUGGUCAUAACUUUCCUGACGGCGGUAGUCAGUUUGGUUUUCAUAAUCACGAUAAAGUGGCCUCGAAACACUCCAGCUGUUUCAAAACAAGGAGCAGAAGAAGGAACUAUACAAGGUAGGAUGGGAAGCGAGUCUUAUACCUAACUAAUAUACGUGAGAUAUCGCUCGCGGUAAUUUGCAAGAUAGUAAAAUGGUUAGUGGCAUGAAAAUCCGAGACUUUUGCGGGAGAAAUUAAAGCUAACCAUAUGAGACAGACUAGACAAAAAUUUUCAGAGACUGCAAAUGUCUUUACAUCCUCGGAGACCCAGGGGCAGAUAGCGGGGGGAAGGGAAAGUCUAAACGGGUGGGAAAAUAUGGCACGAAGAAAAGUAAAGAACGGCGAGAAGAGCCCCUGGGGACAAUGUCUUACCAGACCGGUUCCAAACGGUCGCCGCCGUUCUGGCUUCUGAUUGGUUCCAGAAAACUUUUGUGUUGUUCUGUCCAAUCAAAAGGCAGAACGGCGGCGACCGUUUGGAGCCGGUCUGGUAAGACAUUGUCCCCAGGGGCUCUUCUCGCCGUUCUUUACUUUUCUUCGUGCCAUAUUUUUCCGCCCGUUUAGACUUUCCCUCGCCCCCACUAUCUGCCACUGGGUCUCCGAGGAUGAUGUCUUAAUUUAUGACUGUGUGUGGUCUUAUAUGAUAAUUGGUGGUUGUAUGAAUGAAGGAAAGAUAUGUUGACGCAAAGAGUACCAAAAAGAGCAAUUUCUAUCUGAAUCUGCUAACACAGAGUGUUAAUCAAAACAUCCAACUUUAAAGGUGAGCCCUUUUUUUUAUUUUUGUGAGGUUAUCGAAACCUUUGAGGAUGGUACGGCAUAUUUUAAAACAUUGCGCACCUUUUUUACUCUGUGGUAUCACAGUUUCUACAAAUUCACAGUGUAUUUAACUGUCGCCUAAAACCAACCAGACUAGAUGAUUACUGUUAAAACACUUUCCUAAGUUUCAGUAUAGGAGAAAAAAAGUCCACCUCGCAGAAAAUGACCACGUAAUUGAGUUAUUUAUAGACUGCUUAAAGCACGACUGUACAGUGGUGAAGUGAAUUCAAGAAGCUUUUGGACAGUUUACCACCCAGCAAGCGCGUAGAUCUAUCAACCACUGAUGAAAAAGCAAUGGAAACACUUUAUAUGGUCUCUUCGGUUAACGUUCCGCCUUCAACAAAGUGUAGUUGAGGAUAUUUCAACGGUUCACAUUGCGAACCGUAUUCUUAAAAAGUAAACACAACAGUUUGUAAACGAACGGUUCACCAUGGUUCACCGUUGAGAAAUUGUCCAUUAAAAAUUUUUAAACAUUCUUCCCAGGGUUUUUUCUCGGCUGUAGGUGACGUCCACAAAAGAAACCGAAAACAUUGUGAAAUUGGCCGAGCUUUCAUUAAUUUAAGCAGAGGCGGAAACCAGACUCCCUUUGUUUGUCACGCACUCUGAAACGACUAAAAUUUCAAUAGUCGUACGCCAUCGCAUUCCACGCAUCCACCAGCACUCCUUUUUGAUAUAGACUUUGGCCGACUCCUUUAUUUCAACUCAGAAGCUACUGAGAUUUUUAUAUGACAAGAAAACUUCCCUAUGAGCUAAAAAUUCACCCAUCGUAGAUUUACAUAAAGUAUAUAUAACACACUUGCUUCUGAUCAUUUGCGAAAUGAUAGCUGAGCUUGUACUGUUUUAGAGACGAUAAUUACAGUAAAUUGUACCGCUUGUAAUUUGUUGUAACUUUGAAACUCUGCUGCACGAUAUACUUCUUUCCCAAUACAAUUUUAAAUAGUGAUUUCUGAAGUCUAAACUCAUGUUACAUCACAGGGCGCCCACACAAUAGGUUUGUGUAGCCGAUUGUUAUUUUAUAGUAAAUGUACUGGAUUUCCCGUUUGCUUCACCUAUAGCGAUAUAUCGCUAACUAUGUAUAUAAAUCAAUGAUAAAUAAACGUUGAAUUACCUUACCUGUGGUGUAUAGUCGUCCUUUUGCCUCAAAAGCGGUUUUUUGAGCGAUUUUGAAUGAAUUUGAGUUCGCCGUUGACUGUUCCAUGUCCUUCUAUUCUAUGGAACAGUCAACGGCGAACUCAAAUUCAUUCAAAAUCGCUCAAAAAACCGCUUUUGAGGCAAAAGGACGACUAUACACCACAGGUAAGGUAAUUCAACGUUUAUUUAUCAUUGAUUUAUAUACAUAGUUAGCGAUAUAUCGCUGUAGGUGAAGCAAACGGUAAAUCCAGUACAUUUACAAUAAAAUAACAAUCGGCUACACAAACCUAUUGUGUGGGCACCCUGUGGUUACAUCUCUCAACGUCCACUUUUAAAAUCGUCCGUUUUCAGAUAUUGCACCUUUCACUACAGCAAAGGCAAUCCCGGUCAUAAUAAAUUGUUGAAACGCUUGCGAGCUUUUCCUUCCCUUUCCUUUCAAUGUUGAUUUGGAAGACGUUUUUGCCCAAGCAAACGCGUGAAACCAACAUUGAGGGAAGGGGAGGGAAGUAAUAAGUGUAUUUAUGAACGACUAAGUUUAUGCUGUGUUUUCCGGAAGUGUUUCAACAAAUUAUGACCGGGAUUGUGGCGUUUUUGUGGGUACAAUUCGUCGCCACUAGUUUGUGACCAAGCUAACCCCUCUACAAAUUAAGAAUAUACAUGUACGGUAACUACCUACAGAGAUGAUUGACUUUGUCUCCAUUAACGUUUGGAGCACUUUUUGAAAUAAAAAUGUAUGCGGAGAUGAUCUCAGAAUAAUUAUGCAAUUUUCUUAUGAACACCUGGAAAGAAUGCAAGUUCAGCAGUUUAUUCUUGGCAUGGUCUUUAAAUCUUUCCUCUUGAACCCGGCUGUUCCUAGGAUCAUAUAUCUCGUGAGACUUAAUGUAGAAAAAUUAACUCAAUUAGAUCAAUAUCCAAUCUUUUUGCAGGGGUAUGAUAGAGAGGCAUUUGUACUCUUAAUGAAUUAUUGUUUUUCGAUUUUGCAAGUCUAAUUUUUGUUAAGGCUGUUCAACACAUGUUAAAGUUAUGAUUCAAGACUCUUUGUAUGAUACUAUUCUUAGGUUAUGUUGUCAAAUUCUUGACCAUGUAAGAACAGUAUGGAUGGGAUAAUUAUUUUGUCUUUUGUUGGCGUUUACAAGCCUUAAAAUUGCAACAGUUUGGUUUUCAAGUGAGCAAUCAAUAAUUCCAGUAAAUUAGCAUAAUCCGCGGAACUGAACUGCUGCAGAAUAAUAGGCCAUUUCCGGGUUGCCUGAAACCUUUGUGUCAUUUAAUGCAAGGAUAUGACGUGCAAAGCUAUUGAUAUUAAAAUUAGUUUUUAUUCUCAUGCAAAUAAAACUCAUUUUCAGAAGAAAGAUUUUGCACCUAGGAACUCGGAACAGGCCUUCAUCAUUAUCAAUUAAAACAGAAAAAAAUUUGUUUGCCAUCAUCAUCUUCAUUAUUUAUUAUUUCAUCUACCUUUUAUUAUUAUUAUUAUUAUUAUUGUUAUUAUUAUUAUUACAGUAUUACUUCUCGGUCACAUUUUUUGAACCUUUCAGAAACGUUUACGGCAUAAACACAAGAAGUUAGCUUUUCAAUAUUAAAAAAAAACAUUUUACGCAAAACGAACGCUUUGAAAGUGUCAAUUUUUUGUGAAGUAAAAAAAAAAUAAAAGAAAAUGUCUUAUGAGAGAAUUAUUAUUUUAUAGAAAAUUUACAUAAUGAGACAAAACUGAAAAUUCCAUGAAAAUUCCAUUUUACAAAUCCUCAUCAUGUAAACUGAAGUUAAAUGUUGAAGACUGUGCAACAAGCACUCAGUUGUGUAACAGAAAUGCCGUUUGUAAAACUACGGAGGGGUCCAGCAUCUGCAUCUGCAAUCACGGAUACGCUGGAAAUGGAAAAAUAUGCACUGGUAAUCAUUAGAACAUUACUAACAUCCCUAUUAGGGUCGUACUAAAUAAUUAAUGUGCUAUACAGUUGACUAAUAUUCUAUUGUGUGUGUGUGACAGACUGUUUUUCCAUCUGUCUGGCCACGCCCGCCUGUCUGCAUAUUCGUCUUUCACAUUCGUCUAUCGGUUGAUUUAUGUCGGCUUGGUUUAUUUCCUUAUGGGUGUGUGUAUUUUAAUGAUCUUUUAAACAACUGAGCUUUUUGUCUAAGCAUACAGUCUAACUAAAGUAUUCAAGUUGGAAAGCAACUACCUAACGUCAGUGUACUUUUAUUCUGUUAUUGUUUAGACGUUAACGAGUGUACAAGUAAUACCCAUUCAUGCGCCAUCCACGCAGAGUGUGAAAAUGCCAUCGGAUCACACAGUUGUACUUGCAGACCUGGAUAUACCGGAAAUGGAAAAACAUGCGCUGGUGAAUAUCGAAUCAAAUGUAGUAAAGAAUGAAAUCUCGAGAAAUUUCUGCGAAAGCAGGACUUUUUCUUUAGCAAAAGUUAUCCUUUGUGAACCACAAUGCCUGCCUGCUCAAACUGAUAGGGGUUAAUAGUAAUUCAAGCAAAAAUAAAAGAGGCCUGCGAAGCAAAAAGUUAACAUUCAACCUCCCCCCAGUUUAACAUUACGACAGGUUUCAAUUAAUAUAAUUUCCACUUCCCCCUAAAGCCCCCCGACUUAUUCUAGUUGAAAUGGUAGACUGAUAAGGAUCGUCCAACCGUUUCGAGAGCGUUUGUCGCGGUUCUGAAUGUAUUCCUCUCAACCUCGAGGCCAACAGUGAAUUUUGAUAAUCCGUAACUGUCUUAUUGGUUGUAUUUAAUUUAUCAUCAUCAUCAUCGUCAUCAUCAUCCUCACCCUCAUCCUCAUCCUCAUUAUUAUUGUAUUAUUAUUAUGAAUGCAUACAGUGUAAGUUAAUGAAUAUACUGUAUUAAAUGCAUAUGUUGUUAUUGAAACAACCGUUAACUAAAACAUAUUUAUUUUGGGACACAUAUUGAUGAGUGUGAAACAAGUAUCUAUUCAUGUGAUAGGAAUGCGAUUUGUAACAAUAACAUGGGAUCAUACAACUGCAGCUGCAGUCCUGGGUACUUUGCAAAUGGUCAAGCGUGUCUCGGUAAUUGUCAAAUUCUUACUCAGUGGGUGGUACUACUUUUUUUUGUGGUUUUGUCAAUAAUAGUUUUAAGAUUCUUUGUACAAAACAAUGUAAAAAAGGAAAAAAAACAAACAAACAAACAAACAAAAUAAUUGUUUCGACCUUUCGGCAACAAAAGUCUUUAGCUAGCUGUGUUCAUUCAUGCCAUUUGUAGAGUACUUUAAUUCUUUUGAGCUCGCUUUUAUUUCUAUUCCUCGAUAAUGUCAUGAUGUCGCCGAAACUUCGGAUCUUUUUUUCGCUAGUUUUUACAUGUUUAUGUUUCUCCGAAUCAUUAUUAAUUAAGAUUCUUUAAGUUUCUAAAUUUGUUCUACAAUACUGUUGAUAAAUUUGGAUUUGUAGUAAGCAUCCCGUGUUCCUCGUGAGGUAAGGUGGCUCGACUGCAUUUUUAAGGAGUAUACUUCCCCACUUUGAGCGUUUACCACGUCGGCAUUAACAAAGAUAACGCAAAAAGGUUACCACAGCUGCACUGGAUAAAGAUGAACAUUUGUUAUGAUCCAUGUUUUAUUGACAUCAAAGUUACCAUGGCAACAUGGUAACUUUGAUGUAUUUCUUGCGACUUAUCUGCAGCAUGGCGGUUUUGGACAACGUAGAUGAUUAGCUGCAACGGGCCUUUUAAAUUUAUUGUCUCGAAAUGAUUUCAGCUUUUAGCUCCUUUUUAAUGUGCUUGAGUCAGCAAAAUAUUGUCUUUAUUUUUUCUUUCUGUUAAAUGUAUUUUAUUCAGGCUUAGCAUUUCUUUUUCGUUAAGUAGAUGUCAAUGAGUGUACAACCGACGCCCACAGCUGCAACUACCUGGACAGUUUCACUACCUGGCCAACCCAAUUAUCCACCUUUCAACUUAAUAAUAAUAAUAAUAAUAAUAAUAAUAAUAAAACAAAUCAGAAUGUAGUUAUGGCUGUUAUGUUUGCUGUCUUCUAGCAAUAAAAGUGCUAAUUAUAGGCAAUGCAAAAAUGUGCAAAAAGGUAACGCAAAUACAAACGUGACCAAAGAAAGGAAAAUAUGAAAUAAUGAAAACUAACGAAACAAAAAUACAAAGUAUUACAAACCUUGUCAGCCUAAACGUCCACGGAGGAGACCAAAUGAAAUGCCAUAAACGCGAGCAAUAACAAACAUUUAAGCCAGCGCUGAAUUCGUGAGCAUAAUUGGAACUCUUAAUAGCUUGGUCACAUGACUGAAAGGGAGCGAAAGUAGUUACUACCGCGCGAGGAACCGCGUGUUGCGAAAGCCUGGGCUGGCCAACAGCUACCAAAUGCAUUUUCUUUUCUGGUUUAAUUACCUGUACACGAUUUUCCAUUGCCGCUAUAUCCUGGAUGACAAGUGCAGUUGUACGAUCCAUUUGUAUUGUUACAGUAAGCAUUUGUCUUCAGGGCGGAAAAACGUUCUGCGCAAGCUUCUGCGCAUCCUUUAUCGCAGGCUCAAGGCGGGCUUUUCUGUGUGUUGACUACAGUGCUGACUACAGUUUGUUUGUUUGUCACUGAGAGAGUUCUGACUAAGACUGAAUGAAAUGCAAGGUGUGAACGUUUGCUCCUCGAAAAGCCUUUUUACUUUUGUGUGGUUUUUGUUUUUCGUCACUUGAAAAUUACUUUGGACUCGGAACAACCAAUGUUAAAGGAAAAACGGAUCAUUCCGUCAGUCUGAGGUGGAAUAAAGAGUUUUGAACAUUUCCAAAGAGGCGAGUAUCUUUUUUGAUUGUUCAUUCGAUUUAUUUGUGAGUUGAUUUCGCCUUCUUUUGCCGGGCUGAAUUAAAAUGCACUUUUUUUUAAAUUAGUAAAUACUUUUUCACAUGCCCAGAUUUAUUCCCUUUGUAGAACCUGCUUUAUCCUUCUCUUCAGUCAAAGAACCAUUUUGUGCGCCGUAAAACUUUCUCGGAAAUACCGGUAGAAGGCCAGUAAACUUACUCUAGAAGAAAAGAAUCAUUUUUCUGUUGCUCAAAUACAAUAAGUAGUCAGAGUUUUCGUCCCUUUUAACUUCAUAAUUUUGUUUUCCACUGCACUGUGAAAGUUUCUGUUCUUUGUAAGAAAAAACUUUAUGUACGCAAAUUUUCCAUUUCACUCGCUGUGAAGUAGAGGACAACUGCCGGCAGUAACUUCAAAACAAUUGACUCUGCCCGUAACACUGAAUUGCUGGAGCUGGAUUUGUCUGAAGCGAGCAAAACAAAUACCCUUCUUAUGUGCAGUUUUCUGAAUUUUGUCACGAUUGGCUGAGUUUAAUUUGCUUGAAUGAAGACCCUCACAUGGACCAGUUAUUCACUGAGUUAUUAAAGCGUGGAGAAGCUACAUGGUGAAUCAUGGUUUAGCUGCGAAGCUCACUGCAACUGAUCUUUUGCUCUUAAGAUCUUUAGGUAGGUUGUUUUCGUACAAAAAAUUCAUUUCUUCAUUGUCAGCAAGAAGUUUUUGCAAUAAUGUAAUUUUAACUUUGUUUGAAGGAAAUCUUACUUACGUGUAGGUUUUUGACAGAUGUUAUGCAUUUUCAACUUGACAACACAAAGCGUAGUUUAUAUUUAUCUCUUAGUACGCGAAACGAUCAAGUUUAGAAAUAAACUAUAGUUCCUUUAAAACCGAUUUUUGGGAAGAUUUUACUAGAUAAAGAUUGACCUUUUUUCUGCCCGCAUAUCAACGCAAUAACUUCUACAUUGAGGAUUUUGUUUAUAUUUUAGUUAUCUGCGAAACUACGAGUGUCUGAUCGAGCGAGGGUUUUAAAAUAUCAGCUCGAGUGCGACAAGUUCAGUGCCUUCAAACACAUUGUGGGCAAGCGUUAAUUUUUUUGGGCAAAUCACUGUCCAAAGAUAUGUUGUUUUUGUGUCCACAGUGGAGCUCCGGACCUUAUAUAUCCAGGAACUUCCUUAUAUGAACACAUUUUGUGAAUGCAUCUUGAAAAAAAUCGGACCUACGCAUGCACAUUUCCAGUACAACGCAAGGAAAUUGAUGUCGUUAAAGUCCGUUUUACUAUGAGGUAUUCUUCGAGAAAAUUAAGAAACCACAAGGUUAUAACCACAGCUUGCAACUUUUGAAGACAAAUUGCCUGUUCUUUCCAGGUUAUGAGUGGAAACAUCUUAUUUUUAGGCAAUGAAAUAUUUGAAAUCCCGCCAUUUUUUCAAACCCGGCCAGGGGAUCUGGGCAAAAAAGUUCACGCAUGCUCAAUACGUUUUUCCGCCCUGAAGCAUUUGUCGCUUACUCAUUGUGCAUGUAUGGCCCGUAAUUUAUGGUAUUUGGGUAUCACUAAUAGCGCGUUCCAAUGGUUCUAGCAGCUCCUCAAUAUCAGAUAAUGUGCAUAGCAGCUAGGCUUGUGGUUGGGUUGCUGCAAACUUAAUAGCUGAAUUUCCUAGUAUGGUGUGUAGCGAUGUCGAGAUCGACCCAGUACUUCAAGACAUCUGCUGCGAACAUUUAAACAGAGGAUCUAACAAAGCUCAGGAUGCGAGGUUAGAUAUCCACGCGCGUGGUUUCUGGGAGCGACAUGGAUCAGCAUUCUUCGAUGUGAGGGUCUGUCACCCUAAUGCUGUAUCGUAUAGGGACCUAGAACCACAACAAAUUUAUCGUAUCCAUGAGAACGUGAAAAGCGUCUCUACUCAAAGAGAGUCCUGGACAUCGAGUAUGGAACAUUUACACCUUUGGUCUUCACCACAGCUGGCGGAAUAGGAAAGGAGUGCUUGAUGUAUCAUAGCCGUUUAGCACAGCUGAUUGCCAUCAAAAAAGGGAAGCAGUAUGCCAAAACCAUCUCAUGGAUCAGAAACAGAACCUCAUUCGCACUCUUGAGAUCUGCGUUGGUUUGUCUUAGAGGCUCUAGGACAAGAAGAGUGCCAUGUGACAUUAAGAAUGUUGAUAUUGACGUCGAAGUUGUUGAAGGAGCCAUUCAAUCGGGCUAUUGAUGUGUUUCCCUACUUUGAAAUGGCAAAUAUUCGUCAUUAACACAUUGACAACGCUAUUUGAUUUUCCUCUUUUUUAGUGAUUUUUUUUAGUAAUUAUCUAAGUAAGAAUGCAAUUUACCAUGAAAAAAGUUUAUUCUUUUUUUUAUUCGAAAUGAAUUGUUUUAAUUGAAGUGAAAUGUUCUUAAUUUGAAUAAUUUUUGUUUAAUGAAAUGAUUUUUUUUCCUAAUCAAAACUAAGUGGUAUUUUUUUAAACGAAAGGAAUUGUAAAUAGUGUUUUGACAAAAUAGUUUUUUUAAGUGAAUUAAUUGUAAAUAGGAUUUUAAUAGUUAGUAUGUUAUCAAUAAAAUAUGGUCGAUCAUUAUUAUUAUUAUUAUUAUUAUUAUUAUUAUUAUUAUUAUUAUUAUUAUUAUUAUCUCCCAGCAUGCAGAUCUUUUGAAUCUCUGUCAUAGUAGCUCUCUCUGAUAUUAUUAUUAUUUUUAUUAUUAUUAUUAUUAUUAUUAUUAUUAUUAUUAUCUCUAUUAUCACAGUCUUUGCUGGUGUUCUUCACUCAAGUCAAUCAUUCUGUUCAUACAUUAUUAUUAUUAUUAUUAUUAUUAUUAUUAUUAUUAAAAUAAAAAAAAUAGUAAAAUAAAUGUCGCUAGAUCGGAUAUCUGAAAUACGUGUCUAUAUGCUUUUAUACUUAGGGCUUUUUAUGGACACUGGUUUAGCCGUCAUUAGUAUAAUUCGAUUGUAUGAUCUUAAUAUCUCUGCAUAAUGGAAUUCUUAAUUCUUAAGUUACUUCUAUUUUUUAGAAUUUGUAAAUGAAUAGUUUUUUCUUUCUUCACUUAUUAUAUAUAAGAUUGUUUUUGUUCUCUAAUGAAGGCCGAGGGGUUUCUUUUGUAACGGAUGGAAUCGUAGAUAGUGUUUUGAUGAAUUGAUUAGAUUUUUUGUAACAGCAGGUUGAUUGUAAAUAGGAUUUUAAUUGAGGUUUUAUUAAAAUUAUUACUCGUUAUUAUUUCUAUUAUUAUUAUUAUUAUUAUUAUUGGUUUCGAGUCUAACCUUAACAACAAUGCAGUGCGUAAGAAAGAAAAAUAUCUGAACUUGAUCAACGAAAUGAGCAGAAAUUGCAGAUGUGUGAGAUUUGUAAAUCUCUCCAUGAGUUCCCUUGGCGUUUUCUCCGAUGAAUGCUCCACGUUCUUCGACAUGAUGAAUGGCAUUGACAUUGACAAAAAGCAGCAACGUUAUAUAAUCAAGAAAAUGAUAAAUAUAUCCAUUAGAGCAACAUAUUAUAUCUUUUGUUGUAGAAAUAGGAACUGGGAUAGCCCAGACUUAAUGCAAUUUUGAUUUUUUUUUCUGGCUUUUGUUUUGUUUUUGUUUUGUUUUGUUUUUGUUGUUUUUUGUUUUCUGUUUUUUUUUUCUUUUUAUAAAUAAUCCAAUCUCAAGCAGCAUUUGUAAAUUGCCUAUACGUAGAGAGAUUUACAAUUGUACAUUCAAAAACACAAAUAAAGUUUCCAUUAUUAAUAUUAUUAUUAUUAUUAUUAUUAUUGUUAUUAUUAUUAUUAGUUAUUAUUAUUAUUAUUAUCAGUAUGCUAAUACUCAUGGCAUACAAGUGCAAGUAAAUUGUAAUAGACCUUGUUAGCUUGUGUGUUUUGUUUUUCCAUUUCAGACCUCGUUAAAUGGUACCCCAGAGAACUGUUUAUUUACAAUUUCGUCCUAUGAAUGUGCAUGCACCUGCAUAUGUAUGUAUAAUUUAUGAAAAGACAAAUGGUAAAUUCCAUGGAGAACAUCACGUGGUCUGAAUUGGAAAAACAAAACAUAUACAAGCUAAAAUUUAAGUCUAUUAGACAACAGUUGUUCCUUUUACUGCUUCCUAUUUGGUGUCAUGAAAAAGAAAAUGUUAGAUAAAUCCUACUACUUAAUUCCCCAUACACCAUGGUUUCUUGUCAAUUUUGGCACCCAUCUGCAAGGAAUUUAUUUGCGAAAUCGCCGAGUAUUGACAAAGCGAUUGCUAUUUUUAUGAUUUAUGUAAUUCUUAAUGUUAUAUAGUGCUUAAUUCUUACUUCAAAUAUUUCUGUAAAUUAUGUACAUAUUUUUGUUUUUAAGUUCAAUAAAAUUAUUAUUAUGAAAAAAUUAUUAUAAACGGAGCGACAAACGGAUCCCCUCCCUAGUGAUCUGCGUCAGCUCGUCACUUUGACACCCGCUGAAGGAGGGCUAGGCGUACCCGACUUACGGUUUGAAGCUCCACAGCAAUUUGCUGAUUCUACGUCAAUAACAGCAUCGCACGUAGAUUCUACUACCACACAGUGCAUGUUCAUGCUGGCAGGCGAGAAUUCCACGGCAGAGUUAAAAAGACAACAUCAAGCCUUGAAAACUGCGUCGGUUAAAUCCAGAAUGGAAAGUAUUGAUUCCACUCUACCCUCGGAUCUGCUGCGGUCAGUUAACCAAUUGAGAGACAAGGUGCGAGCUCAUGGCUUACCGCAGUACCUCUUGUCGAUCAAGGCUUGGUGCUGAAUAAACAAGAAUUCAGAGUCUCUGCGUUUAAGGUAUAAUAUGCCCCUGACCGACUUGUGAUGAGAGGUAUACAAUCUGCCAUGCCCUGUCAUGCAAAAUUUCAUGUCAAAUUCUGCCACUCAUCUGUUUCUAGUAACGUAACAGUAGCCUUUUUUCCCCCUCCUUUUAGAUAUUAACGAGUGUACGACUAACGUCCAUAAAUGUGCUUCGAAUGCUUUCUGCAAUAACACUGAUGGAUCAUAUAACUGCACAUGCAGCCCUGGAUACACUGGAAAUGGCACAUCAUGCACCGGUAUAUAUAUUAUACUUACAUAUGCUCCCGCUCUUGCAAAUGUUUAGCUAAGAGAACGUCUAGUUAACGGAUUAUGGUUAAGGAAAACGAGAAGCUGACCGUAAAACAUCUGAGAGAGCUGUGGGAAAAAGAGUUUUUGCCCGCUAUUUAGUCUGAAAUUGAGUCAGUUAAAGUACAACUUCAAUCGCAGAUUGCGACUGUAAAUGAACGUCUUCAGAAUAUUGAGCAAAAACAGUCUUCAUUGUCUUCUAAGUAUGAUAACUUGCUAGAAGCUACUCAAGGUGCAAACCAAAAAACUACAAGAGCUAGAGAAGUCGCGAAGGGAUUUGUUAAGGUGGCCCGAACCUAUUUAUAUGCACGUUGGUUAUGUUUUUGAAUCACGUUUUUCGGCGGGAAUGAUUUAACCUCUCUCUAUGAUUUUUGGCAGCCUUAAUUAAGAAUGAUGUAACUUUAAGAAAGAGUUAUUUAUUUGUGGGUAUAAAAACUCUUGAGAUAUCAGCAUAUUUUUACAAUCGCAUUUUUACAAAAAAUGUCAAUAACUUGUAAACUCUACGACAGAUCUUUCUCUAACUUCAGCAAAUAAGCCUCGGAUCUCUCUAGUUUUAUAUCUACAAGUCUGAAGUCAAUCGUGACCGUAGAACUCGCUGCACAAAAUGCUGGUCAAAUUUUAACCUUAAAAUACAACGCUAACAGAUUUGUGAAAGUUGGCGCACAAAUAGGGAAAGAGUGCCGAAGGACUAUCUCCUAUCUGCAAAGGUGUGCUUACCCUUACUCAGCAUUAAGUCGUCGUUCUUGUAUUGCGAACUGUAUUCGCCGUAGGUUUCUUGCAAUAAAGGUUUGGGCAAGAAUACCCUUGCAGAUAGGAGAUAGUCUGUCGGCACUCUUCCUCUUUAAACAUAUUACCAUAUACACUUCAUGUCAGGUUCCUCCGGAAACCAGUUAGUUUUGUUUUCCCGAGAGUCCUGAUGUUUCCCGAGACGAAGUCGAGGGAACUUCAGGACUUUCACUCCAACAGCAGCAAAAGAAUGACCGGAGCGAACGAAAACAGUCGACUCGGCACUUACAAGAACACAAAUUUAAUUCUCAAAACCACUGAAUGAAUGAUUUACAAAGUACUUUUCUUAUAUUAUCUGCAUCUUUUCCCUGCACUAGCUGCUGUCUCUCUUCUGGGAUAACUUUGAAAAUCGUUUUUAGCUUGAGGCUUCCUGGUUGUGUUGUUGUGUUCAUUAACGAAAAAGAAAACAAUCAGUGUUUUUCCCGCCUUCUCUCACGCCACUUUCCACCAUGCCUUGAUCACGUGCCUUAAUGUAUCCCGAGCGGGCUACAUUUCUUAAUGUAUCACGAUCGGAAACAUUUGAUUUUAGUCAAGGCCACGUGACCAAGAAUCAACCAAUGGCGGUCCCUGUUUAGUUGAGUGAAAGUCUAGGAAUAUAACAAUUAUUAUUAUUAACAAUUAAUGAAUGAGGCUGAGUAUCUUAUGAAGAAUUAUGGAGAUCGAGGAGGGUGUUAUCCGUCGAGGCCGUAGGCUGAGGCGGAUAACACCCUCCGAGAUCUCCAUAAUUCUUCAUAUGACACGAAAGCCGAAUUCAAUAAUUGUUUUAUUAUUCAUUCAAAAUAAUUCCUAGUUUAAAAACAAAGCUAAAACAUGCUUACCUCCACCGAUCCAUCGAUGUUAAGCUCAUCUUCGAUAGUGCACGUUUAGGGUUGUUCAGCUCCGCAAAGAUUCUCCAAAUAGCAGAUGUCGCCCUUCAAGUUGUCCUCUUGCUGUUCUUGCCAUGUUUUUAGCUAUUAUUUCGCCUAGUUCUUACUCUGGAAACGAGUGAAAUGUCCGCCAUUUUUGUUUCCACAACCAAAACAACUCAACCUCGUCCUCAGGUCUUCUCGGUUAACGGUGCAUUAACCUGCAGAAACGGUGCAUUUUUGACUCAUUUCCUCGCUAAACACAAAAUUCUUCCAAAUUUGGUCAUCAGUAACUGGUUAUGGUGAAUUAAACGUGUGCUUUUAGCCAAUCAGAAUCGGGGAAAUAUUUUGAAUGAAUAAUAAUACUCAUUAAUCAUAUUAUUAUUAAACACAGUAUUCCUCAUUAAACAUAUUCCUACUACUAAUUUCUCUCGGUGGCUUUACUCGACCAUAAAACGAGGAGAUUUUAUCUAAAGUAAAUAGAGGAAAAAUUAUGAGAGAGCCAUUGGACGCGAACCUGAUGACUUACGUAUUGUAAGGAGCUUGGCAAUCUGGCUUGUUUUGACUUCAAGUUUGUUUUAAUUUACUAGUGCCUUUUACCAGGAAUUUUACAACAAAUGGAGCCACGGGGCGACAAGGGAUUAUUCAAACAUUCAUAGUUCCGCACACUGGUGUAUAUCUGAUAAAGGCCUGGGGUGCCCGAGGAGGAACACACUCGACAAACUAUGGAUUUUAUCCUGGAACGUACCAUGGUGGUAGAGGGGCAAGGAUGCAAGGAACGUUUACCUUGAACAAAGGAACUGUACUGAAUAUUGUGGUGGGACAAAGAGGAGGAGAUUCAGUAGAGGUAGAAGGAGGACAGUCCACUAACUUGACAGCAGCUCAGCUGAACAAGUCCGUAGAGGACAAUGCUGGUACCGGGGGAGGUGGAGGGAGCUUUAUUUAUACAACAAGUAACGUGCUUUUGUUAGCUGCCGGAGGAGGAGGGGGUGCAUCCAGCGGGUAUAACGGGGUGGAUGGUCAGGCGGGUACUAGCGGCACCAGUAGCGUUGGAAACGUUUCAGGUUAUGUUCGUAGCGGAGGAACUGGAGGGAAUCCUGGUCAGUGUAACAGCGCAGGCGGUAAUUAUCAUGGGGGAGUGGGUGCGGGAUGGUUAGGCCAAGGUUGUUCCAGGGCCUGGUCCGAGCAUGGUGAAAGAGGCGGCUCACGUGCUCAGGGCUGGGUAGGUGGACGUGCUGGAAGAAUGAAUAGUGGCUACAACGGAGGGCCUCCCCCUGGGGCCGUAGGAGGGUUUGGCGGUGGCGGAGGGGGAUCUGAAGAUAAUGGUGCAUCAGGAGGAGGUGGUGGUUACUCUGGGGGAGGUAGCGGCACACACUCAAACCAAGCAGGAGGGGGAGGGGGCUCUUAUUGUAGUGGCUUGAAUUGCUCAGGCGUGAGUGGAGGUAACUCAAAUGACAACGGACUUCUUAAAAUCGUGGAAUCGUCUGUCUAAACCAAGAAACUAAGGCCAUGAUAAAAAAAAAGAAUAGUUUCCACUGUCGGUUUAUAACUGAUUAUUAUUAGAGUGUUCUGUAGUAGAAUGUCAAAUACUGUAUAUUAAUGUAUAAUGGUAAUCCGCGAUCGAAUACAAUGAACGUUAAUCAGCAGAAAUAAUAGUAAUUAUAAUACCGUAUUUAUUCGAAUAAGCGCCCAACCUCGAAUUAGCGCCCGCCUCGAAUAAGCGCCCAUCCUAAAGGCAGAAAAAGUUACUAAGCGCCCAGCCUCGAAUAAGCGCCCCCACCCCACCCACUUGAGUGACAAUAAAAUUGAAAUUGAAAUUGAAUAAGUGCGAAUAAGAGACUUCCCCGAAGACGGAGUUUUCUUCAGAGUAGUUUGCAGAAACCUUGCUUUGUUACUUCUUCGCGUUUUGUUAUUACCAUUUAUUAUUUUGCUGCAAAAUAAACAUACUACACUUGCUGAAAAUAGUGAGAAUUUAAUAAGCGCCCAGUCUCGAAUAAGCGCCCACCUCGCAUAAGCGCCCACUCUGAAGGUGCAAACAUUUAAUAAGCGCCCAGGGCGGUUAAUCGAAUAAAUACGGUAAUAAUAGUAAUAAUAAUAAUAAUAAUUAUAGAGAUAACCACAUUAUGAUGGCCUCGUUUAGGUAUAUAAGAGAUAAUGAGAGUAUAAAAACUGAAUAAUUUUCUAAAUAGGCUUCUAGUAGAGAUAAUUAUAUCAUCGUGUCUUUGCGUAGGUUUUACAGAGUAUAAGAAUUUAAUAAUAUUCUCAAUUGGCUUUUUAAGUAGAGAGAUUCAUAUCAUUAUGUAUAUUAGGAUCGUAUUAGGUUUCGUACCGACCUUUUUUUACUUCUAAGUAUAGCUUCUCAAGUGUUGUAGGUUACGUUAUGCACCCUAUACUACUCAUAAUGUAGACAGCAUUCCAAAGUUGUAUACUGCGAGAUAAUAAUAAAAACGAUUUAUCCUCAGAGUGGCUAAAACUCUUUGUUAAUUCUUAGUCUGAGGUAUGAAGAAAAGCUCUUGACUACUUAACGGACGAUCCAUCUUUACCCCUGUCUUGUACUGCGCAUUGCCUACGUUGCAUACUAUUGCGAUAUCAUAGAGACUGCAAUUAUCACUGGCCGCCUGGAGGAAGGAAACAAACAUUUUAUUUUUCAUUUGUCUAGUUAAACAUUUUAUUCGCGAUUAUAAGAUUAUAACCUCUCUCGGUCAAGAAGGUGUUGGUCUUGAAACUGGUCCCAGUUCCUUCGCGUGUACUUAUCAUUUGGAGCCGAAAUUGCCGGCCUUUGUUGUCUGUUUAGCAUGAAAAACGAAUCGGUCACGUUUUUACUGGUGACAUUUACUCGUAAUGGGUACACACACCAAAAAAAUGAUUUAAGGAAAUUUUUAUGUUUGCUUUUCAAAAUGGACACAGAGGAGCUCUUCUUAAUGUCAGACGGCACAGUAUUCGAGAGUGUGGGGGCUGCCAAUGUUCUCAAAUUAAAAUGAGGAAUAGAAAGAAGAUUUGUAGAUGAUGAACGUAGCUGACGAGAUGGAAUGGUACUGUUGCGGUCUAAUUUUGUUACAUUAUUUGCAAGAUCGGGUAAUUAUGAUUGGGAAAUCUUUUAAAAUAUUAUAGCCCAGAUAAAUUCGGUUGGCGGAGGAAUCGGCGUCUGGCCGUAAUUAGCAGGGGGGAGGGGCGCUGGGGUUCGUCCCGUUGUGGCUUAAAUUGUUUAUGCGUGACAGGUGGCAUGAUGAACUUAUACAAAUCAUGAAAUUGUCUGUCUCUACUUGAGCAAUAUAGAACUGUUAAAAUUUCUGAUGACUUUGCUUAUUUAAUAUUCAUUUAUUUUAUUUUUCUCCUGUUUAUUUCUUGACGGUGAAGGGUAAUUUGCAUGUAAGUGUAAGUGAAACGCAACGUUUCGUCGAAGUUCUUUUCUUCAGAAAUCGUAAAUUCACUUAAAAGAAUUAUGAUUUCAUAAAAAUUGUAUAAAAUGAAACGAAGAAAGCCAGGAUAUUUCAGUUCGAUGGAAAAGAUACGAGGUAAUUUGUAUACUGACCAAAACAACUUCCAGUGCAAUUCGAAACAGUUCGACUUCGGGCUUGUUUUCCUUGCAUUAGAUACAUCCUGUUGGAUUAAAACCUUACAAUAUUUUUUAGAAUCAAAAUAAUUUACACGUUGAGUUAGAGUGCAGUUCCUACAAAAAGGAGAGUAGCCCAAAAGCACGUCACUUUGAAGGUAAAUUAGGCUGAUUUAGCGACAGGACGGGAACGUCUGUUGACGAAGGGAAAGCGUGCGGAAAGGACUAAACACGACUUCCAGUGCUCAAUUUACCGCUCUGCCAAUGGUCAAGCCAGUUGUUUGAUUUGCGCGCACCGUCGUCAACUGACGUUCCUGUUCUGUUGCUAAAUCAGCCUAAUAUCUUUGCACGCCCCCUAACCGUUACAGUUGUAAAUCAGAGAGUCAAAGGACGCAAAAUGCGUCGGUACCCUGUGUGAGCCUGCCAAUAGUCAUGGGACCCGCGCCUUUACGCCAGACCCUUAUCAGUCGCUUAAGAUUUGUUUGUCUGUUCCAAACAUAAGGAAAACACGUUCCUUGAUCCAAUUAACUUUUCGCUUCUGGUUACAUCGAGGUGGGGGACCCCAGGUAGGUGGGGUAACCCGCCCGUCUGUAUAAUCUCUCAUUUAAAUUUGAUAGGUGGGGUUACCCGCCACAAGUUACCCCACCUAUCUGGUGCCCCCAACUCCACGUAAACAGGCUCUUAAGCUAGGGCGCAAUUGUGAUAAUUCGCAUAAACACGAGCAGCUAAACUUUUAUCGCACUGGUGACGAUUCCUCAGGGACCCAUUUAGGAAAAUCACGCCCACUCUUUCGUUUGUUUUCAAGGAUUCCAUGCCCACAUAGGUGGCACAAUGGCAUUAAUCCAGAAUCUUAUCUUUUUAAUUGGUUGGAUUCAUUUGCAACAUAGCGUAAAGCUGUCGCAUUUAAUUUGCCUGCUGGAAUUUUUUAUUGUUUUUAAGCUUAAAAACAAAAGACCUUUUGUGGGCAAAUACAACAGCUAUACGCGUAUGUUCCAAAUGAAUCCACCCAAAAUGUUAGCCGUCUUAUGCUGGAAACAGCAAAGCCGAGUGAUUCCGUCGCGACUUUUUAUUGAUAAAGGAAAUCUAGACGAGUAUCGCCGCUGCUAUUAAAGACAGGGUCUCUCGAGGAGAAAUAAGGUAGUUAAUUGUGAAACGAAAGGAACCGGCCUUGGAGUGUACAGGUUCAAUUCAGAAGGAUUGACUGAAAGCGCAAUGGUUUACCAAGGAAUAAAUACAGCGACAUUCAGGUUUGGAAUUUUAGAAAUGCUCCACGUAAUUUUGAGUAUAGCCCUUUCCGAAUGAGCAGGUUUUUUUCUACAACCGGUGAAGUCAAAAUAUAGCCUUUUUCUUGACUACAUGAUUUAUUUAAACCCUGUUAUUGAGUUGCAGCGUUGUAACAAUGCGAAGUAUCGUUUGAACGUGAAGCAGUUUACCUUGAUAAGUGGAGGGGGGGGGGGGAGCGGUCAUCCAGACCCUUAGAUAAGUAGGGGGGGCGGUCUCUCAAAAAUUUUUUUUCGGUUUUCAGUUUGAUCUAAAAAUAAGGGGGAAGGGCUGUACCCCCGGGCGCUGUACCUGGAUCCGCCACUGUGAAGUUAUUUUUAAACAAUUUCAAAUGGCAAGGGGUUACAAAUGUGAGGGAAUUGUGAAUUUUUCUCCUUACAUUGCUGAAGAUCCCGUCUCUUCUCUACGUAGCUUUUCAUGAUUGAGGCCCUCCGCCUACGCACAAGCAGUGAAUCCGCUCACCGAAGGUGCAUCUUUUUUUUGUUUGUUUAACUGCUCCAGAGAGGAAUUUUUCGAGUCUAAUUAAGUAUGCGGUUUCAGCCUGCUAGGAUUCGUAAGGACAGGACUUGAAUUGGGCUUGUGCGAUGUAUUAAUGGUUUUCACAUGACGUCACCAAAAUUUAAACUAAAGAAUUAUCGAUUCUUCUGAGUUUCUACUUUCAUGAGGUAUUACAGCAGCUAAACACCUUUAUUUAUAGGACGGUUCUGCAAAGGGCCAGACCUUUGCCUGGCUCGGAUGACCACAUAAAAUGGCGGUCUCGUCUCCAGUGGGAGACGUAACCAAUUAGUACUUUUGUGCUAUAUAUAUUGAGAUUUUAAAAUGUGAGUGUAUUUUUUUCCUUUGAUUGGCAGUGAGAGCUUAUUUGACCCAAAAAUCUAAUUCGCUCAGUGAAUCAAUGAAUUAUGAGAUGGAUGACUGAUCCCGAUCGCCAUUAAAGAAUUCAUGGUGCUAUACGAUUACGUGCGGAGUACGCGACAUCUCUUUAUCGCGAAGAAUUUUUCACAACACUCCCACGCCUCCGUCGAACGUGUCACUGGUUGCUAAGGAAACCCCAGCGCAUGCGUGAUAGGAAACGCGUCGGGCGCCGGUCGAGGUCUCUCUCCUUCCUCUCAAUUUCCUCUCCCCGUGAGAGACCUUUGCUAGCAAGGAAGAAGACGACUACGGAAACGAGGAAAUAGAAACCAACAGGUUUAAUAAGCAAAACAAAAACUCUCAACGUGCAGCACACUUUUCGUGGCAGAUUUCGUUGCCGUAAUCGAAACGACUGAGGUUGUCAAACUUGAUCGGAACGGCAAUGCGAUCGUCGUAUUGCGUAAACUUGAAAACUUAAAUGUGCGAUCAACGUUUUUACCAUGAUACAUAAAAUCAGUUUUAGUUACGUAUAUCAAAACCACCUAGCGUUUCGGAAAUUGCAAGUUAGUGCAAUAAGAUGAAGUCAUUUCCGGUACACGUUGAAAUCAAAUAAUAUGUUCCUGUUCCCUUUUAUGUAAGUCAUUUACCUUCUAGCUAUGUGGUCAACAUUUAAGGCAACCACAUUGGCUAUUAGCAGGCGUCAUAUCCUGUAAACUUUGCAAUUAAGUAUGAUAUCUUCUAGCUCCUGUUUUUGCAAACUAUUAGUAUCUUAUUCAAACGCAGUCGACCACAUAUAUUUGAGGCGUAUGAAACGUAUACAGCUAGCUACUUAAAGGGAAGGUGUUAGUAACUAGUCAAAGUCAAAAGCAGGUGUUGCUAACUCAUUUGCAACUACGAUACAACACUGGCACAAUGUCUCGAGCUCCAAGGCAAGACAGGAACUUAUAAAGACUAUGACGAUAUCGUCGGAGAAGCAGCAACAAAAGUGAAAGUUGAUGAGAAUCUUCAUCAGAAAUAGACCAAAAGAGAACAAACCCCAUCAGUGUCUGAGAAUACUGUGCAAGAAGAACUCAGAAAACUCCGGCGAAUGCAGGUCUUUAUGUGUGCUGCUUUAACCAUGACCCUCAUAAUUGCUGCUGCCACAUUAGGAUUUGUCAUCAUGAUGAAGUGGUCUGGAAACAAAGAUCCAAAUGCAUCAAAAAGCACGGUGCAAGGUAAGAGCCAGUGAACAAUUUAUACCUUAAGCUUAUUAGAGAUUUACAGGAAAUCAAGAGCCCUCCAAGAGCUAUCCCUGAAAAUAGUGUAUUAAGUUUUAAGCUUUAGUUAUUAGUUAUAAACACAACAGGGUUUUUUAAACUUUAUACUAGUUAUUAUGGCCAUGAAAAUUAUCUUUAAUUCUUCGUUAAUACAGAGCGGUGUUCAGGUAAUUUUGGAUGCUGGUUCGCUUGUAUUUUGACUCAAAUAAACUAAAGAAUUUUAAUUGCAAAUGCUACAAUUGACGCAAAAAUUGAUUCCCAGUAAGGAAACCAGGGCUUUAACUCAAUUGCAAAAAUUAAAAUGAAGCAAAAAAGAAUCGCUAAACUAAAAUGAAUUGUAAAUAUUCACGCUGGAUCUAUCUUAUUCUACUUGCAAAGCAAACCGUUGCAUAUAAUUAGUAAUAACCUUAUUUUAUUAUUGCUAAUUCAGUCAUUGAAACUGUUUGGUGAGCAAAGUAGUUGACCUUGUUUAUUUCAACGCUCUAAAAGGUAAUUAAAAGUGAAAUUAAUGAAUGAAAAGAUAGUGGGCUUUUUCAAUUUACGAGUAGAAAAAGGGCUGAUUGGGAAUUGUCCAAACUCUGCCCAAAUACUGCUCAAAAAUGCGGAAUUUCUACGGGCACUGCUAAAUGGUCGCUUCCAAAUUAUGGCAUUCCACAAGCCCUCCCCGAAGCCCCAAACUGGUUAACUGUGACGAACAGCUUCCGCUCAGUAGUCAGCUAACUAUUUGGAUAAUCACUGAAUCGCUUUAAGUUUUGAAAAGCAUUGCUUUGGAACUACAUUUUAAAAUAGUUAUCAGACUCUUGUAGAAUAUAAAUUGCAAACUUUAAAAAAAAAAAACACAGUAUACCACACUUGUACUUCCACUACACCUGAGCGCUCGUGAAACGGAAAUGUUCGUAAUUGGUAAGUGUUUUCUUUCGGAAAACGGAUAUUGUUGUCUUGUGGUCAGGGGAAAAAGCAAUAGUUUGACUGUGGCCUAAUAUCUGAAAUUAAAUUUUAUUUCUUUCUUUUUUUGGGGGGGGGUGGUGGUGGAGGGAAAAUCAGUUUUGUACGUCUCCAUCUACAAUGAGUAUGUUUACUUAAAUUCUAAGAGAAAAAUAAUAUAACGAUCAACUUAAAUAUAUGGCAUGGUUCAUAGCCCUCAGAAGCAUAUCGCUAAAUAAGGAUACUUGUUUAUCUGAGUGGUAACAAAGAAAUCGUUAGCUGGCUGGUUGUGCGCUAACUACGUCCUCUUCGUAAACUAGUGCAUUGAUUUUUGACCUUACAUGUCUUGAUUAUUUCCCUGCGACUUAAUUCUAUCUAUUUCAAGCUAUCCGUCGUGUAAUUUAUAAAACACACGAAAAGUGUUUUCCAAAAAACUAGACAUUAUGGUAGACAUAAUGUAAUUUAUGGCAAGGCAUGAUGAUCACAUGAUAACUCGCUAGGCCAGGCUGUACCAGGUACUGCAAAUCUAGCCAAUGAGGUUAUUAGGGCUGUGUCAGGGUUAAGUAAGUAUAUCGAGGUAUUUACCCGGUAAUUCUUCCUUCUCUCCAACUCGGUCAGAUCUCGAGCAAAAUCUUUCCCUCCUUCUCCCCUUUCACCUGCCUGCGGGUUAUUAUUGUUAACGGUAUUUCCUACUUCUUCUUUUUUCAUUUUCUUAUUUAGUUGUCACGGUAGUUUGUGGCGGAUUUUUGUCGCCCAAUUUUUUAUUCAGUAGGUUAAUCGGUUUACAUAUAUCGAUGUGCUGUGAUUCUGUUUGCUUUGAUUUCAUUAAACCUGCCAAAAACCGUGGCCAGAUUUAUCCAACACAGUUGUUUGUUUAUAUUUUAAUUCUGUUCCUUAUCGGAAAGUUCGUAACUGGAAAUGGAAGCAGAGCUCGCGCAGAGUUGGACCUUGUUUUGAACACAUGCCUUGAUAUAAAUUAGAGUUAAUAACAUAUUGCAAGCGAAUAACUUGCACCAUUUGACUGGAUGACUUAAUGCAAACUAAGAGCUCCAUGAAGUGAAUUAUUGAAUAAAACAGCGAAAAAAUAAAAAUUAAUAAUAUCAACCUUUUGAGUUUAUUGAUCUGAUAAUACGUUUUGAGAUUUGGUUUUCGUCCACCAAUUUUGUUUCUUAAAAUAACUUGAAAGAGACAGGACAGCGCCUACAAUGAUAGAUGACAUCCCUUACCCGUUAUCCUCUCUUUCACUAAUCUGUUUUUGUGCUUAAUUACACAGCUGUUAAAAAUGACGACUGUGCAACGAACCCUCAAUUAUGUGACGCUAAUGCUGUUUGUAAAACAUUGGAAAACUGCCAUGGCUGCAUUUGUAACAAUGGAUACACUGGAAACGGAAAAAUAUGCACUGGUGAGUAGGAGUGUUAAUGGUGGAAAACGUAUAAGAAACGCAUAAUGAUUUGGCUAAGUUUUAAUCCCCCAGUGUGAGGUAAUCCAUGACAGUCCCGGAUUCUGGAUUCCGGAUUCCAGGUACUGGAUUCCAGUCAGUCGAACUUGGAUUCUGGAUUUCACACCCUGGAUUCUGGAUUCCAGGUACUGGAUUUCGGAUUUCCUGUCAGUGGAACUUGGAUUCGGGAUUCAAAUAAUUAAGGGGAUUCCGAAUUUCUUGAGCUAGUUGACGGAUUGCAAAGUCCAGGAUUCCUGAUUUCCGUACGCAAAUAUUUCCUGGGUUCUGGAUUCCACCAGCAAAGAAUACCCGAAAACGUUCCGAGAUCCGGAUUCCUUUACUUGGGGCGAUAAGUUGUUGUUUUUCUAUUUAAUAAACUUGCAAUUGUUAUGACUUCCGAUGACAAAAUAAUUGCUAUAAAAAAAGGUUCAAUACUUCCUUUUUAGAUAUUGACGAGUGUUCAACCAACAGUCACACAUGUGAUGUCAAUGCCUUUUGUAACAACACAAAUGGAUCUUACAAAUGCAGCUGCAAUCCUGGGUUCUUUGGAAAUGGACAAGCCUGCUUUGGUAAAAAUCAUUGUCAUUGUUGUCGUUGUUAGUCCUGUUUCUUAGCUUUCUAUCACGCGUAUGAUUUGCCUGGUAUUGCUCAGUGAACCGGGGAAAUUCUGUUUGUUUCUUUUUCAUUUGACAUGUCAAGCAUUCUUCCUCUUACCCUAUCUCUAAUGAAGCCCUGUUAAGGUAAAACUGGGACAACCAACAUGGCCUUGAUUGAUGAAAGACAGAUGAAAUGGCGACAAACGACAUUAAGAUGGGUAAAAUACUAACAAGGAUAUGGCCUACUCUUCCAAACGCGAAACCAUCGCAUUUGAAAUUCAUCCUAGAGACAUACAUCAUAACCCCUCCCCCCCUCCCUCCCCCAUCCUAAGGGGUCCUCCCUGAAGGCAUCUGUCAAGCGUCGAACUUCACUUCAAAUGUGCCUGACCUAAAUGCUAAUGAGCAAAAUUUAUUGUUCUCGCCUAUUCACAUUUGGUUCAGCACAAGUUAACCUCAAAGUUUGAUUUGCUCUGCUGGCCUAACAGUGCUUUAUUGAUUAAGUGAUCGAUCGAUUGAUUUUUAUUUAUUUAUGUUUUUACUUAUUUUUUGGCUUCUAUAAGAUAUUAACGAAUGCGUGACCAACACCACCAAAUGCCAUGUCAACGCCUAUUGCAGUAACUCAAAGGGAUCGUAUCAUUGCACCUGUAAUCGAGGAUACAGCGGAAAUGGAACGUCGUGUACUGGUAACCAUGUUUACUUAAUGAUUUAUUUAUUUAUUUAUUUUUAGUAUUCCUUGCAAGGCAAUCCAAACGUAUACGCUCGUAUCGAGACAAUUUGCUCGAUGAGGCACUAUCUUGUUGGGAAGCUUGCUAUCCAACUUAUAUGCUGUCUGUUUUAUUAGCUUUUUCUUUGUUACACUUUAUGAUCUCUAAAGGGCUGACUACAGCUUAUAUUAUUAGCGUUUUCCACUGACAUUCUGUUUCGUCUACGAAAAUCCGCUAAUCGUAAUCUUUACAUCAAACAAAGAGGCGUAUAAAUAGAUACGACAAGCGCGGAUUGACUAGCGAAGAGGUUAACUCUAAUUUCAGAAUGGGCAUUGAAUGGUUCAUGAUCCAGCAUCUAUAGAGAACAAUUAAAAAAAUUAUCCACCACAUAAUUAAACUAGACAACUCAAUUUUAUGCAUUUUUCCCUCGGACAAUGGAUUUAAGGAAAAAAUUCGUCUGAGACCUGUGUUCUCUGGGCAAAUUCUCUUCUAACAAAUUGGCAUCAGGCAGCCUCGACCCCAUCAAUCUCAUUAUACUGUGUUAUACCUUUGACGAAAACACAGUAUUCUGAUUUUAUAUUCUCUGUUUUCAAGUUCUGCUUGUCUUAACAUAUUUCAUUGUUAUUUGAUAUCACUUUUGAAGCUAUUAUAGAGCGUAUAGUUAAUUUCUUCAAUCGCACCAAGAGAGAAUGAGGUAACUUACCUGAUUCUCUCUUGGUCGCACCCAUUCACUAAACAUAUCUCAAAUAGGGUAGCUUUACACAUCUUUACAUCAUCCUUAGCCCUUGCGAAUUCCCCUACCAUCUCUAUUCGGUGACUGUAACAUAUCGAUUUAGCCAAAACUAAAGCAAUAAACUUGUAACUAUGCAUGUUAAGCCUGGGAUGGGGUAAAAACUAGUAACUUGUCAGCGGAUAACUUCAAUAAACACACAAUCUCGUUGAGUCGACACCUAAACCUGCGAUACGGUCAUGUGAUACUGGUAAGUGGGUACCCUGUUAUUGACCACAACAUGCAUGUGCAAUAUCAGGUUGCAGGCUCCCACUCUAGCCACAAAGUGUGACAUUUCACAUUGGUUUCCCUGUGGUGCGGACGGACUGGCGGAUGGACAGUCCCUUAUAAUGGAUAGAUUAGCAAAUUCUCUCCGCUGUGGGGCUGCGCUCGCGUUAAGCACUGCUAUAACUACCUGAAAUUAAAAGGAUUUUACCUGUUUGCAGAUAUUGACGAGUGUACAACCAACAUUGAUUCAUGUGAUGUGUAUGCUUCUUGUAACAAUACCAUUGGGUCUCAUAACUGCACCUGUAAUUCUGGGUUCUAUGGAAGUGGACAAGAGUGCCUAGGUAAAAUCAAUUGUUAAUAUUUUUCUUGAUUCAUUGUUUGAAUUUCAUUUUAUAGUCAAGCCUCCAGGUGCGACCCCCUCCCGUUGGCUACCACUUAUCCAAAACCCCAAAAUUUCCCAUUGAAAUUACUAAUAGUUGGAACCUCUCGCAAACGACCGCGACCACUUUUUGAGGAGACAAGUUUUCCACUGCAUUUAACUCUUGUAGGAGGCUAGUUGAUGCAUGGACUGAUCUCUAUGUUUUCUGUAUGAACUGCGCUACUCAGAGUAUACGAAAAAAAUUUAGUGAUAACACGGAGCUUAAGAAAGAAGAAAUUGCAUCCAGUAAAUUCUCUUUCAAAAAGUAUGUGUCAGGACUUCAGAUCGGAAAAGUCUCUCCUAUCGUUCGAUUCUCGUAAAGCGACCACCUCCCGUAUGAUAACUCUGAAUCUUCGCAUUUUGAGUGACCGCUUAUGGGAAGUUUGACUGUAUUACGUGCUUUUCCUUUGUUGAUCUUGUUUACGUACUUCCAGCCAGUUAAAAAUUUGCUGGCGCGCAGACGUCCAUUCUGCGAAACAUGAGCAAGGAGAGACAGCUGCAUUCGCAGGCUUCGACAGGGUAGAGAAAAGAGCAAUAGCUAGCAAUACACGCCCAAUUACAUUAUUCUUGUAUCAACAUUUUGUGUUAAUUAUGUCCUCUCUCUGUCUCUGUUAUAAAAUAUGUGAAUGUGAAUGUGAAUUACAGUAUGGUUUUGUUCGACUUUCAGAUAUCAACGAGUGUACAACCAACGUCCAUGAAUGUGAUGCCAAUGCUUUCUGCAAUAACACUGAGGGAUCUUAUAACUGCACAUGCAGCUCUGGAUAUACUGGAAAUGGAACAUCGUGCAAUGGUUAUUAUCAAGAUACUUAGCAAAUUAAGCUCUAAUUAAGGGCCAUGUCACCAUUGGUUGAUUCUGGGUUGAAGUCAUUGCUCAGUGCCUUCACCUAAACACAACAUUUUGUUGUAGAGUUAUGAAGAAAAUAUCGAAUUUUAUCAGGGAGCACUGACUGUUAUCAUUUUGGGGAGUGAUUUUUGCAGGCGUAGCGUUAUAAAUUAUUUCAAGUGUCAAGUGUCAAUCCUUGCCAUUCGUAGCAACAGACAACAGGAAAUAAUUUCAAUACCUAAAUAUAGCCUUAUUUGACAAAACUGGAACAUUACUUUUGAGUUACGCCAUUUCCGAGUUCCAAAAAAACUCUCACUUUCAAAACGAGGCUAAGUGCAAAACCUUUCUUGUUAAAAUGAGUUUUAUUUGCAUGGGGAAAAACCAUUUCCAUUAUCAAUGGCUUCGCACUUAGCCUCCGACUUUGAAACAGAAGCUUAAAGAGAACUUAGAAAAGGCCAGUUGCUGAAAAGACACAUUUUAGCUUUUUUAAAAAAAAUGGCAAAAGCCCCUUUAAAUCUUUAACAUUUUCAUAACCUUGUUGAUUAUAAAAAGACGACCAUAAAUCCUCUCUAAAGCUCCCCUUCUCAAAUAAGCUCCCCCCCCCCUUUUAAGGGGAAGAAAGCUAAGAAGCCCCCCUCUCUAAUAAGCGCCCCCCCCCCUCCCCCCUGUCUCCCCUCCCUUAAUUAUUCUUCACUAAUGAAUGAUAGACUGUAUUAAUCAAUCACGACUGUGAAACUUCGUGUGGACUGAUCCAGGAUGGUUUAUUUACCAAUGGAAGUUCGGAUUUGAUUCCGAUCCUCGGCUGCAUGACUUCCAACCUUCUUGUACUUGGGCUUUUCCACUUUGUAUUCUAGUUCUUUAUGGAGAACUGAUACCAUCGUCAUUUCUAAGCAAAUAAACCCCCCUCUCAAAUAAGCCCCCCUCCUCAAAUGGGCUUGAAAUAAAUAAGCCCCCCCCCCUCCCCCGGGGGGGUCUUAAAAGAGGAUUUACGGAAAGUUUAAAUAUCAAACAUUUCUCCCUCUCACUGUGAAAAAAAAGCUUUGAAACUGAAAAAGGGUAAAGCCCAUGGUGUUUCCAUGACAACAGUAAUAACAAUUGCUGAAAAAAAGGAUACUUUAAGAGGCUCAGCUACGACUGGCUAAUUUAUUCGUUCCUGAACGGAUUGUUAUACGUUUGUGGGAAACUACCCACCUACCCCUCUCCUAAGUCAACAUUUUGCCCUAAGUGAGAAGUAAGUGUUAAUAUUGGCUUAGGGGAGGGGUAGGUGUGCUUUUUCCCAGAAACGUAUUAUGAUUUUGUCUAUAAUGCCAGUUACACUCCUUAUUAGCUUUCAAAUAAAUAUGACUAAUAUAACUUCUAAAUGAUAGAAUCACAUUCUAUCAAAGGGUAGAAAAAUGCAUUUUGCAAAAAACUGUUAGCGUGACAAGUUUUCAAAAACCACAAUUGCAAUCCGCUUCAUCAAGUUUUUCCAUCCCUGCUAACUUUCAGAUUUGUAUUUGCUGUGUUAUUAAUACCAUCUUUUAACGUUUUCAUCGGUUAUUUUUGUUGCAUUCAAUUUGGUGAUGGUUCCCACUGUUUCCGUUUUGAUGCUUUAUGUGAUAUAUCCCCUUUAAAUUCCUCCAGAUAUUGACGAGUGUUCAACCAACAAUCACUCAUGUGAUGUCAACGCUUUUUGUAACAACACAAGUGGAUCCUAUCGAUGUACUUGCAAGUCAGGUUACUUUGGAGAUGGACAAGUGUGCAGAGGUAAAAAUCAUUUCGUUUGUUUGUUUUACCAUGCGUCUGUUUUGUCUUGUAAUGUUUCUCGCGCCACGCAUAUUUUUCUCACUCAUUGUAACAAACCAUUUUUUCUUUAAAAGAUGUAAACGAAUGCGCAAACAACACCCACAAUUGCGAUGUUAAUGCGUAUUGCAAUAACACCGAGGGAUCGUUUUCCUGCUCCUGUAAUAGAGGAUAUAGCGGAAAUGGAACAUACUGUACAGGUAAAUAUUAAACAAUUAUUUCAAUUCAUACUCUGAUUUCUGCAUCUUAUUGGCCACAACCCUAACUGGUUAUCAUCAUACUAUCAAUUCAUCCCGAUUUUUUUAUUUAUUUAUUUUUGUUUUUUAGUAGCGCGAACGAUUCAAAACUGUGCAAUUUACACGCGUGAAAAGGUUAUAACAAGCAUUCCGGCCCGUUUCAUAGACAUCACCCCCCCUUCCCCCAAUUCAACUCCUUUUCGGAGAUUGCAUUGCGAAUCUCUAUAAGUGAUAUCGCCUUUGGUUCUGAUAUUCAGUCCUCUUCUGGGAAAACAGAAAAGCUAAAAUACAGACAAAUGGCUAUUAAUUAUGGGUUGAUCCUAGCCCCUUUCUGUCUUUGUAUUUGCCAAUAUGUUAAACUGAUAAAUAAAACUUUAAGUUUUUUCUUUUUAGAACUUAAGAUAAUAACGAGUGUACCAGUAAAACGCUCAAGUGCACCAAACGGUUGUAUAUUAUUCAGUAUUUACACACAUGACAUCAGGCCUUUUUCGCCUUUCAGAUAUUAACGAGUGUACUAUUAGCGUCGAUAACUGUGAUGCCAAUGCUUUCUGUAAUAACACUGAUGGAUCUUUUGACUGCAUCUGCAGUCCAGGAUACACUGAAAAUGGAACAUCAUGCACCGGUAAAUCAUGUUCAAGUCAUAUAUAAAACUAUAUAAUGAACUCCGAAACAUACAACGUUGCUCCUCUCUCCACUUUCUCUCCCUAUUACUCUAUUCAUGAUAACCUGUCUGCAAAAAUAAGAGCUGCUUUCUCUCGUUCCAGAUAUUAAUGAAUGUGUGACUAACGUCCAUGACUGUGAUGUCAAUGCUUUCUGUAAUAACACUGAGGGAUCUUAUAACUGCACAUGCAGCCCUGGAUACACUGGAAAUGGAACAUCAUGCAACGGUUAUUUUCAAAAUGUUUUGUUUGUUUGUUUGUUUGCUUUUAUUAUUUUUUAUUCACUUUCGUUUUGAACUUACCGUAGUUUAAAAUCACCAACUUGUAUGAUUUGUGUUUGGGGGCGGGGGGGGGAGGGGGAGGUUGUUUAUUGCCUUGGUAUUGUCUUCUGUCAACUGAAAAUGAAGAGGGAAAUUAGAAGAAAUCAAUGCCACAACCCAAGAAACAGUUAUCCACAAACGUCAUUUAAACUGAAUAUGUCGAAAAUCAGGCAUUUUUUUCAGCGCAGAAUGAGCUUUGGAAUGUUUUAUAGAAAAGGCGCAAUACAAAUAAUAAAUGUUAUUGUUAUUGUUAUUAGCUUACCUAUCUGUUUUUCUAACACUCGCUUAUAUAUUUGUUUUCAGCUUUUUUCUCCUUCACAACCGACGGACGAAUAGGAAAUCAUGGCAUUAUUCAAAAUUUUACAGUUCCGAAGACCGGUGUGUAUCUGGUAAAAGCCUGGGGUGCUCGAGGAGGAACACACGCACCGACCUAUGGAAUAACCCCGGGAACAUAUCACGGUGGCAGAGGGGCAAUUAAGGAAGGCAUGUUUCGUUUGAAUAAGAGCACUGUACUGAAUAUUGUGGUGGGACAGAAACGUGGAGAUUCAGUCCAGGUGCAAGGAGGAAAUUCCACUAACUUGACAGCCGCUCAGCUGGGACUGUCUGUAGAGGAUAAUGCUGGUACUGGGGGAGGGGGAGGGGGGAGCUUUGUUUAUACGACAAGUCAUGUUCUUUUGUUAGCUGCCGGAGGGGGAGGGGGUGCAUCCAAUGGUUAUAACGGGGUGGAUGGACAGACAUGUAGUCAUGGUACCAGCUCUGUUGGAAAAUUCCAAGCAAGUCCUCGAGGAGGAGGAGUUGGAGGGCAACCCGGUCUUUGCAACUCUGGGGGAUUAAACAGCGGGGGAGUCGGCGCCGGUUGGUUUGGUCCUGGAUGCCUCGUAUCGGGUUCUGGACAUGGUGAAAGGGGCGGGUCACGCCCUUAAGGCUGGGUCGGAGGAAGAGCUGGGGAAAAGAAUAGUGGUUAUAACGGAGGGCCUCCCCCAGGGGCAGUAGGAGGGUUUGGUGGUGGGGGAGGGGGAGCGGAAGAUGGUGGUGCAUCUGGAGGAGGAGGAGGUUACUCUGGGGGAGGAAGCGGCGUAUUUUCUUUUCAGGCAGGAGGGGGUGGGGGUUCAUUUUGUGGUGGCUUAAAUGGAAGUUGUUCAGGUGUUUCCGGUGGUAACCUGAAUGACAAUGGGCUAGUACAAAUCACACAAUUGUCAGGCUUUACUCACUAUGCUUGUAGAUCCUUUUUUUCACUUUCUCGAUUUUGGCAUACUGGAGAAAGACUUUGCUUGAAUUUGAUAUUAGUUGAGCAUGCGCUGUAUGUUGCUAGGAUACAGUUUCGAACCCAGGCCUAAAAGCUUUGCGCGCGACACAGCUGCAAUCUUGGACAAAAAUGUUAAGUAAAAUGCACCUUGUAUGUCUAAUUUUAGAAUACGUCCCUCUAAAGCCCCGUUCACUUAAGGUACUUCCCCCUUCCCCCUCUUCUUAAAAAAAAUGUUGAAGUUUGGCCGGAACAUUUUUGCUCCCGACUAAACAACAUUGACCAGGGAAAGGUGGUGGAAGGGGUCAUCAUGGUGCCAAAUUCGCAGGGCGAGUCUCCUUUGAGUAAGAAAGUGCAAAAUUCUUAACACUUUUUGUCCUAGAUUGUCGCUCAGUUAUCACCGCGGGUUUAUUACUAAACGAAUGCUCGCACUCGCGAAACAAGAUUAACACGAGCAAACGUGAUUGAUAAGUCGGUAAGUUCGGGCUUCGUCGACUUCAAGGACUCACGGUGGUUCAAGCAGAGCUUCCCUUUCUACUCCCCACCUGAAGAAGAGAAAUGGAGGUCAUUGCUUCAUGGUAGGGCUUUACUGUUACGUUAUGUGAGACGUUUUUUUGUUGUUGUUGUUGUUCUUCUUCUUCUUCUUUUCUUAGUUGGUCGUUAGAGGUCAGUUUAAAAAUCGUACAAAAUUUACAUGGACAUGAUGUUACCAUUCAAACUACUCAGAAAAAAAGUUUUGUAUGGUAAAAUUUUUUUCUUAUAGUCGAUUUGACAGAAAAAUAAAAACAAAAUUUGAAUUUUCUUCUGAACUUUCUUUAACUUUAUUGUUGUUUUUUUCUCUCUAAAAGUUCGGGUGGUCAUGCGAUUUACCGCCAAAACGCGCGGUUGCUUGAAAUGUGAGGUUUCGCCCCGGCUUACAUGAAUGGCUUGCGUCUGUACGGACGAUUCUGUCAGAUCCAAAAUUUCUUGGCUGCUUACUAGAUAACCAAAUUUUCUCACCGAUGGUGCUCCACUGUGUGCGGCGCCCAAGAGCUUCGCUUAAUUGCUGUCUUUACAGAAAUGAGACACUUAACAGCAAAAUAAGAGGAAAUUAAUGAGCUGGUAUUGGAAGUGUACAAAUGUAAACUGGGAGAAUUGGCUGAAAGAGCGCAAUGGUUUAUAGCUUCUCCGGAACAAACAAGUUUCAUUUGUCUGACAGAUCAAAAUAUCCUUCAAAUUGACGAUAUCUAAACCUUAUUUUACUGAUUUGCAGACUGAGUCGUGUUUAACAUCGCGAAGCCGUAACAUUUGAACGUUUCGUUUUAAACAAAUUGAACAAUAGGCAGUUACACAUGCUGUAGCUCAAUCUCUCAUAGGGGAAAUAUCAGUAUCUCCUUGAGCUUUUCAUACAUACAAAGCACUCGAUCGGUCUCAUGUAAGGGGCUCUUUACAUGGAGGGAGCAGGAACCUGCUAGUACCAUGAAAAUCCUAGAAGGCAGCACAACUUUUCGUUAAACCGGUAUUUUGCACCCACUGAAGAGUCUAUUUUUAGCUCAUCCUCGAUGUCGAUGAACCUGCGUAACUUACGAGUGACGUAAAACAAUCAAUACAAAGAAAACACUCAGAAGUCAAUACGAUAGAGUGAAGGAAAAUAGUGAGAAACUCAUCAAAGUCUAACUAGAGCACCCUAUUCAGUAAAUAUUCGAUACAAAUUGAAUAAAUUAAAAGUACCUAUGAAGAAAAAAAAUGCUCCACUAUAAGGCUUACUCAGAAGGUAUAUGAGAGAGAUUUCUAUAGCCAUGUUUUUGCAAAUCCAGUCAGAUAUUUAACAAUUAUUCCUUAAGCCCAAAUGGGCUCUGAGUCAAUAGCCUAUGAGGUCGAAGAGCGAGAGGAAUAAUUGUUUUAGUAACAUCCAACUAGUUGGUCAAAAAUAUCGAGACAAAACAACUUUAGCUAGGAAAACGCGAUUCAGCCGCCAUUGUUUUGGCUUUCAAAGCCGGCGCUUUUCGCUAUUAGUGGGCUAUAACAUAUAGCCUAGUACCAGCUCAACUAAUCAAAACGCAGCAUUGAUAAUAGACCACUGGCUGGAUUAAUUUAUAUCAUAUAUAUUUGAUUUUUUGGGUUAAAACGUAAUUGGUUUUAAAAUAUCAUACGACUAUCUCGUGACUUUAAGUUAAGUUAUAUAUAUAAUUAAGUUAUAUUUAAAUGUGCUCCGGUGCGUAAAACCACGAUUAAAAAGCAAAUUAUCCCUCUUACUGUGGGGUCUGAAAACACCCUUUUUAUUAAACUGUCUCUUUUUAUACUCUGGCUGCGGGCUGUGAAACCACGAUUUUGACCCUUAAGAAAAUGACAGUGAGAAAUCUGCAUUACAGCACCAGUAGUUAUAUUAUCACCUAGGAAAUUAAAAUGCCAUGCAUGUUUACGCCCGUUCUUCACCGUGUUACUGCGUAUUCUUGCAGUUCUUCCGUUCAGUUUUAGUCAGAAAUUGCCAAAGCAGCCUCGUUUCUAGAUUGAUUGAAUGAGUGAUUGGAGUAAUAUAUAUAUCAAGCUUUUGCCUUCCUGUUACUUCUUUACGCAGCCUUUUUUAUAAUUUAGUUUGGGCAUCGACGUAUCCCACAAACUUGAAUCGUAUUGUUCUACUUCAGCAAAAAAAAAGUCGAAUUAUUUCCAAGACGCCAUAGUUUAUGUCAGUUCUUAUAAAGUAGGCUUGCUUCCUAAUGUAUUUAAAGAAUUGUUUUUAAUGACAAAUCAAGUUCAUUCCCAUAAUACCAGAAAUUCAAAUACUUUCUACUUUACACUAUUAUGCACUAAUUCGAUUGCCUUCUUUUGUUUACCCCUUGCUAUAUCAGGGGCACCCAACGUCAGUUUUCGGAAAAUAUCUGUUCGGGAGACGAUUUGAAAUCUAGAAUUUUCGGAACAUUUGUUUUAAAAUUUCUUGCUUGCCUGCCUCUUCUAGGAUUUUUGAACAUCUAAAAAAUCAUAUAAUUGCCCAUGUUUUUAACGUAUUUUUACCCUGAGGUCACCAAGAAUUUUCGGGAGCCUUUUUUCUGGCUGAAAUUUUCGAAAAGGUGAGUUUUGAUCCCCAUAAUUUUUGGAUCACUAGUAAGACUAGGAAAUCAGAACAGAUGAAAAAUUUUUAGGGGAUAAAAAUAUGCCUAUAUCUGCCCUUUAAAUACUAGAGUAGGUUUAGCAAUGCUAUGUUUAAGUGGUUUCGAACUAUUUUCUCGGAGGGUGUCCCUGCUAUAGUGCACUUACUAUUUGUUCGUACUUGUCUCACUAUUCAAGUAAAAUCACUUUAUCAUGACGCAUGGGCUACCAUCAUGCAUCUUUACGCCGGCUCAAGAUCUUACAUCCUUAUAACGAACGUAGAAGCUGAGGACUUAAAUAAAUGUUUCUUGAAAUCAGCCGUAGACAAUCCUGUCUGCAAUGCAAACAAAGCAAGAGGUUAUUUUUAGUGCGAAAAAAGGGGGCUCCUGCGAAGCGUUUGCGUGUGUUAAAAGUGGGAGAAUGCCUGGGGCCAACAACAGAACGGAAUAUUUCAAAUAGAUUGUAUAAGUUUAAUGUCCCUGAACAAGUGGGAUAUUAUUUGUAGUGGCAGUGGAAACAAGUUGACAGCUUCAGAGUCUGGGCUGAUAAAAGUGAACGAGGGAGAACAUGAGUGACCCCACGAUAGAGAGUCCAAGUCGUGAAAAUGACCGGCGAAUACUGAUCAUGUUAACUGUCUUCAUCUGUCUUAUUGCCGUUGUCAUUUUGGUUAUUGCUGCUAUAAUGUUGUCAUUGAUAAUAUCUCGAAAUAAUGAUGUUGAUGAUGAUGCUAAAGGAUCAAAACUUGACGCCGUGGUGCAGGGUAAGCAAACGUUACAACUUUUUAAAAGUCCGGCUGUCUACUCGUAACACCCUCAACUAGCGAUUAAAGGCUUCUAAACUUGCCCUGUCAUAUCUCGGUUUAGUCCGCUCUUAGAACUUUAUUUUUCAAGAGCCCGCGCACUUGUUUUGCAGUAGGUAUCUCAGCUAGGGUAAGUUUAAAAGACAAAUUUGUUUCCCGGGGAAUUUUACAUUUUGUUUCAGUAUUUUUGCAUUCCUGAUUCGGCAGGGGCACCCAACGACUGUUUUCUGUAAAAUAUCUGUUCGCAGAAGCAAAUAUUGCCUAGAAUAUUCUAUUGCUUGAAUAGGGCUAAAAAUUUCUAGAAGAGCGCUCCAUUCAGGUACGAUUUUCGAAACUUAUCUAAAAAAUUCCCUACUAUUUUCUGAAGUGUAAUUUUUCAUCUUUUACUCCUUAUGUUAGGCUAAUUUUCGUAGAAAAAGAAAAACCGAAAAUUUUCGGAUUCAAAAAUGAGAUGAAAAGAAGAACAAGAAAAAUUCUUACCGAGUUCGUUCAACUGCAUCUAAAAUUUUCGGAAAAAUAACAGUGAAGCCCUUGUAAUUUUGAAAAGCCUUCAGUUUCCCUAGGAUGACCGAACAGAUGCAACUUUUAUAGUGCUGCUUAGAAUACAUUUCUAGAGAUCUAAAAGUACUCUGGAUAGCAUAAAAAGACUUUUCAAUGCGUUUAGGAGGAAACCGUCGUUGGGUGCCCCUGAUUCGGGGGCACACAGUCAGCGACUUUUUUUCUGUAAAAGAACUAUUCGAAGGGGCAAACUAUUGGAGACAAAUAAACUAACUUCCAAGUUAGGAUUUCGAGUUAGAUUUCGAGCUGGAUUUUCGAGAUAGGAAUUUGAGUUGGAUUUUCGAGUUAGGAUUUCGAUUUGAAUUUUCGAGUUGGAUUUUCGAGUGAGGAUUUCGAGUUGGAUUUCGAGUAAGGAUGUAGAGUUGUUGUUUUCUUUUUUCGAGAUGGUUACUAGUAAUCCAGCUGCAAUGAAUCGGCUAGUUUGUCCGUAAACCGUCUCGUAGAUGUCCAGUGCAAUGCAGUCAACAAAAGAAUUCCUGUAGGGGUGGGGUUGGUAUUUUGCCUUUUUAUUCUGCGACAUCAUUAUAUAAAGUAUACAUGAAGGAAGAGGUAAGACGAUAACCGGACGUACUCUAGAAUAUGAUUUUUCUUGUCAUGUCUAUUCCGGUGGUACAAAUUUAGAAAUCGCGUUAAGAAUUAGACACAACAAAAGGCAAAUAUAUAAAUCCUAUAAUUCCAUUAUAUUUUGAAUACCAACAAAUGGCUCCAAUGCUGCUUUACAGACCUUUCCUAGCUUCUUCCCUUGGCGGACACCAAGCAUAUAUUCAUAUAAAUAUUUGUUCAUUUAUUUAUUUAUUUAUUUAUUUAUUUAUUUAUUUAUGGGGCAUCGAAUUUUGCAUCUGCCUAAGAGCACGGGUGGUUCACGUGAUGCGCUCGCGCUUCGCGCUCGACGAGAUUAUAAACUCGCUUCGCAAGAAUUAUCGUCCAUCUCCCUAAACAUCCAAGGAAGCUUUUCUUUUUCUCUUCUUUUAUUUUUCUAUAUAUGUUUAUGUUUAAUUAUCAACUAUAUAAUGAUACCCUAAAACUUAAAAUCAGUUUAAAAUUUGAACAUAACUGCUUGCGCUUCCAAUUAAACCACAACAUAUCAGGCACGAUCUCUAGCGAUGCACGAUUCAAUUCAAAAAUAUUUUUUCAAUCUUUUUCAGAUAUAGACGAGUGUGAAACCAGCAUCCAUUCAUGUGAUGUCAAUGCGUUUUGUAACAAUACCAUUGGAUCUUAUAUUUGCACUUGUAAUCCUGGGUACUUUGGAAAUGGAAAAUCGUGUCUUGGUAAAACCUUAAACUAAUCGUCUUGCAGAGUUCAUCACACUAUGCAGUGCCAGUCCCUUUUUCCUGUUGCCUUUAUUAGCUUUGAUUCUGAUAUCCAGCAAACCCCUUUAAUUCUCUGCUUGCAGCUAAAAUGUUUUUGCGUACCUCUGAUCUCGAGUUGUCGCCUCCGCAGUUGAUUUCAGCAGGUGGUGGAUGUACGUUCUCUUUUUUCCACAAAGUAGUUUUGGGUUUUCGUAUCCGACAGUGUCGUACUUAGUUGUCUUAGUUGCUUUCGAGGUUUGUGUUUCACCAUAGGGCGUUUUGUAAUUAGGAGCGGUCUUGUUAACUUACGGUAAUUUUGCAAUAAACUGGUUUUGAGGUCCUUGCUGACCCAGAGGCCCCCGCAUUUAUUCUUGGGUGGGUGUCUUUCUGGGUAGUGUAGGCAAAAUGUAAUAUUUGUUUGGAUUUGUUUUUUUUUUCUUUUUAUCUUCAUACAUUCUCUCCCUUCAGAUAUUAACGAGUGUACCACUAAUGUCCAUAAUUGUGAUGCAAAUGCUUUCUGUGAUAACACUGAUGGAUCUUACACCUGCGCAUGCAGCCCUGGAUAUACUGGAAAUGGAACAUCCUGCGCCGGUAAAUUAUCAACGCAUUUGCAUUUUUACGCGACCAUAUAUUAUUGCUAUUAAAACUGGGGGAGCGGGGGUAGGACAGGGGGGGGGGGCGGUGUAAAUUACGUCUCUGCUCCGUUAUAAGCAAUAUUUGUUUGGGUUUGUUUUGAUUUGUCUUAACAUCUAAGGUUGCUGAACACAAUUUCUCUAAAUCGGAUUUAUCCCUUUACUGUGUAUUUUAACAACUUUAUCAUUACAUAAAGAAAAAGAGGGAGGAAAGGCUGAUAAAAAGUUUAACAGAAAAUAAUGUUUUUGUCGCCUUUGACAUAUCACGUGACCUCAGCGCGGGCCUGUUGAACUAGAGCUGAACAUGCGUACUUUCGUAAGCAACGUAAAUAAACUACAAUAUCUUUAAAUCUACUCAUUAAAAUGUGACGAAAUUUGACAGAAAUCCUGUUCAUGUCACGCUCAAGCCAAUAAAAGCGUCAAAAUAUCUUUUCAACAAAGGAGUUUUGUGACAAAAUCAAGAUUUCCAUAAAGGCUAUUUUCUUGAAGAUUUUAAAAACUGUUCGUUACAAUUUUGGUCAAGUGGUUUCUAAAAGAUGAGGGUUACUAAUCGAAAGCUGUGUUCAAUUUUCUAAGAAAAUCCAAUGACUGAAUUUUGCUUAAACCUAAUAAAUUGAAAUUUUUUGGCUUGUUGUCAAACUUCCAUGUUGCCAUGGCAACAAUCCAAGUCUCACUUUCAACUUAAUAAAUGUCAUGUCUGAUAAAUAUAGAUUGUUUGAUGUGCUGAAUCAAAAUGUUAGCGUUAUACCCUCAAUGAGUCUUAAAUAAAACCCCAAUAAUUGGUUAUGAUCCACAACCUAUCAAACUGUGUUCAGGCACCUUAAUUCUCUCCUUUCAGAUAUUAACGAGUGUACAGCCAAAGGCCAUAACUGUGAUGCCAAUGCUUUCUGCAAUAACACUCAGGGGUCUUAUAACUGCACAUGCAGCCCUGGAUACACUGGAAAUGGAACAUCAUACAUCGGUAAAUCAUCGCGCCUAAUGCAUGUAAAAUUAUUUUAGCGAGGUGCAAGAAAGAAGCAGUACCCCAUAAAUGCAUUAAGUAAUUCUCCAAACAUAUCUCUCAGCGUACUUAUGGAAGCCCAUCUGAUAAAGUACAAGCUAUUUCUUGGAAAACGCACCCUGUUGUUUGAAUCGUAUAAGCGGCCACCUCCCGUAUGAGACCACUUACACUUGCAUCUUGUUUGGUCGCUUAGCGAGAAGCUUGACUGUAUGUUAAGAAGUCCGAAAGAGUGGAACCCCAUACAUAGAAACGUUCCUUAUCCAAGGCUUAUUAUUUCAUUCAUAGACAUCGUUCUGCUGAAAAUACCUUCCUUUUAGAUAUAACAAGUGCAUACUGGAAAUGAAACAGCAUGCACCGGUAUAUCAAAAAUCGUUUCUGCUGCAGUAUUGGAAUUAUGUUUCGUUGAUCCGGUUUGCCCGCAUCAUCUUAAAUACUUUCUUAAUACUUCUUUCCUUUCAGAUAUUAACGAGUGUACCACUAACAUCCAUAACUGUGAUGCCAAUGCUUUCUGCAAUAACACUCAGGGUCUUAUAACUGCACAUGUAGCCCUGAUACACUGGAAAUGGAACAUCAUGCAUCGGUAAAUCAUCCUGCCUAAUGUAUGAAAAAUUAUUUUAGUUAGGUCCAAGAAAGAAGCAGUACCCCAUAAAUUAAUUAAGUAAUUCUCCAAACAUAUCUCUCUUAAACUGUGUUCAGGCACCUUAAUUCUCUCCUUUCAGAUAUUAACGAGUGUACAGCCAACGUCCAUAACUGUGAUGACAAUGCUUUCUGUAAUAACACUGAGGGAUCUUAUAAAUGCACGUGUAGCCCUGGGUACGAUGGAAAUGGAACAUCUUGCACCGGUAAAUUAUCAUGACCAAUACAUUUAAAGAAAAAAAAAGCAAUGCAUGUAUUUUAACUCUUUGAUUUUUUUUAUUUCAUUUCAUUUCAAGUUUUCCUUUUUUGUUUUGCUUUUGUUUUUGUUUUUGUUUUUGCUUCUUGGGGUGUGGGGGAGCUUAAAAUCGUUUGGGCUGCAGUAUUUGAAUUAUGUUUCGUCAAGAGCCAUCAUGGCUCUUGGUUUCGUUGAUCCGUUUUGCCCGCAUCAUCUUUAAUAUUUUCUUAAUAAUUCUUUCCUUUCAGAUAUUAGCGAGUGUACCACUAACGUCCAUAACUGUGAUGCCAAUGCUUUCUGCAAUAACACUCAGGGGUCUUAUAACUGCACAUGUAGCCCUGGAUACACUGGAAAUGGAACAUCAUGCAUCGGUAAAUCAUCCUGCCUAAUGCAUGUAAAAACAUUUUGGCGAGGUCCAAGAAAGAAGCAGUACCCCAUAAAUGCAUUAGGUAAUUCUCCAAACCUAUCUCUCACAAACUGUGUUCAGGCACUUUAAUUCUCUCCUUUCAGAUAUUAACGAGUGUACAGCCAACGUCCAUAACUGUGAUGCCAAUGCUUUCUGCAAUAACACUCAGGGGUCUUAUAACUGCACAUGCAGCCCUGGAUACACUGGAAAUGGAACAUCAUGCAUCGGUAAAUCAUCGUGCCUAAUGCAUGUAAAAUUAUUUUAGCGAGGUGCAAGAAACAAGCAGUACCCCAUAAAUGCAUUAAGUAAUUCUCCAAACAUAUCUCUCAGCGUACUUAUGGAAGCCCAUCUGAUAAAGUACAAGCUAUUUCUUGAAAACGCACCCUGUUGUUUGAAUCUUAUAAGCGGCCACCUCCCGUAUGAGACCACUUACACUUGCAUCUUGUUUGGUCGCUUAGAAUACGAGAAGCUUGACUGUAUGUUAAGAAGUCCGAAAGAGAAGAACCCCAUACAUAGAAACGUUCCUUAUCCAAGGCUUAUUAUUUCAUUCAUAGACAUCGUUCUGCUGAAAAUACCUUCCUUUUAGAUAUAACAAGUGCAUACUGAAAUGAAACAGCAUGCACCGGUAUAUCAAAAAUCGUUUCUGCUGCAGUAUUGAAUUAUGUUUCGUUGAUCCGGUUUGCCCGCAUCAUCUUAAAUACUUUCUUAAUACUUCUUUCCUUUCAGAUAUUAACGAGUGUACCACUAACAUCCAUAACUGUGAUGCCAAUGCUUUCUGCAAUAACACUCAGGGGUCUUAUAACUGCACAUGUAGCCCUGGAUACACUGGAAAUGGAACAUCAUGCAUCGGUAAAUCAUCCUGCCUAAUGUAUGAAAAAUUAUUUUAGUUAGGUCCAAGAAAGAAGCAGUACCCCAUAAAUUAAUUAAGUAAUUCUCCAAACAUAUCUCUCUUAAACUGUGUUCAGGCACCUUAAUUCUCUCCUUUCAGAUAUUAACGAGUGCACAGCCAACGUCCAUAACUGUGAUGCCAAUGCUUUCUGUAAUAACACUGAGGGAUCUUAUAAAUGCACGUGUAGCCCUGGGUACGAUGGAAAUGGAAUUUCUUGCACCGGUAAAUUAUCAUGACCAAUACAUUUUUUUUUUAAAAAAGCAAUGUAUGUAUUUUAACUCUUUGAUUUUUUUUAUUUCAUUUCAUUUCAAGUUUCGUUUUUCUUUUUAUGUUUUGCUUUUGUUUUUGUUUUUGCUUUUUUGGGGGGUGGGGGAGCUUAAAAUCGUUUGAGCUGCAGUAUUUGAAUUAUGUUUCGUCAAGAGCCAUUAUGGCUCUUGGUUUCGUUGAUCUGUUUUGCCCGCAUCAUCUUUAAUACUUUCUUAAUAAUUCUUUCCUUUCAGAUAUUAACGAGUGUACCACUAACGUCCAUAACUGUGAUGCCAAUGCUUUCUGCAAUAACACUCAGGGGUCUUAUAACUGCACAUGCAGCCCUGGAUACACUGGAAAUGGAACAUCAUGCAUCGGUAAAUCAUCCUGCCUAAUGCAUGUAAAAUUAUUUUAGCGAGGUGCAAGAAAGAAGCAGUACCCCAUAAAUGCAUUAAGUAAUUCUCCAAACCUAUCUUCCUCAAACUGUGUUCAGGCAACUUUAAUUCUCUCUUUUCAGAUAUUAACGAAUGUACAGCCAAAGUCCAUAACUGUGAUGCCAAUGCUUUCUGCAAUAACACUCAGGGGUCUUACAACUGCACAUGUAGCCCUGGAUAUACUGGAAAUGGAACAUCAUGCAUCGGUAAAUCAUCAUGCCUAAUGCAUGUAAAAUUAUUUUAAGCGAGGUCCAAGAAACAAGCAGUACCCCAUAAAUGCAUUAAGUAAUUCUCCAAACAUAUCUCUCAGCGUACUUAUGGAAGCCCAUCUGAUAAAGUACAAUCUAUUUCUUGGAAAAGGCAGCCUGUUGUUUGAAUCUUAUAAGCGGCCACCUCCCGUAUGAGACCACUUACACUUGCAUCUUGUUUGGUCGCUUAGAAUACGAGAAGCUUGACUGUAUGUUAAGAAGUCCGAAAGAGAAGAACCCCAUACAUAGAAACGUUCCUUAUCCAAGGCUUAUUAUUUCAUUCACAGACAUCGUUCUGCUGAAAAUACCUUCCUUUUUUAGAUAUAACAAGUGCAUACUGGAAAUGAAACAGCAUGCACCGGUAUAUCAAAAAUCGUUUCUGCUGCAGUAUUGAAUUAUGUUUCGUUGAUCCGGUUUGCCCGCAUCAUCUUAAAUACUUUCUUAAUACUUCUUUCCUUUCAGAUAUUAACGAGUGUACCACUAACAUCCAUAACUGUGAUGCCAAUGCUUUCUGCAAUAACACUCAGGGGUCUUAUAACUGCACAUGCAGCCCUGGAUACACUGGAAAUGGAACAUCAUGCAUCGGUAAAUUAUCCUGCCUAAUGUAUUUAAAAUUAUUUUAGUUAGGUCCAAGAAAGAAGCAGUACCCCAUAAAUUAAUUAAGUAAUUCUCCAAACAUAUCUUUCUUAAACUGUGUUCAAGCACCUUAAUUCUCUCCUUUCAGAUAUUAACGAGUGCACAGCCAACGUCCAUAACUGUGAUGCCAAUGCUUUCUGUAAUAACACUGAGGGAUCUUAUAAAUGCACGUGUAGCCCUGGGUACGAUGGAAAUGGAAUAUCUUGCACCGGUAAAUUAUUAUGACCAAUAGAUUUUUCAAAAAAAAAAAAGCAAUGUAUGUAUUGUAACUCUUUGAUUUUUUUUAUUUCAUUUCAUUUCAAGUUUCGUUUUUCUUUUUAUGUUUUGCUUUUGUUUUUGUUUUUGCUUUUUUGGGGGGUGGGGGAGCUUAAAAUCGUUUGAGCUGCAGUAUUUGAAUUAUGUUUCGUCAAGAGCCAUUAUGGCUCUUGGUUUCGUUGAUCUGUUUUGCCCGCAUCAUCUUUAAUACUUUCUUAAUAAUUCUUUCCUUUCAGAUAUUAACGAGUGUACCACUAACGUCCAUAACUGUGAUGCCAAUGCUUUCUGCAAUAACACUCAGGGGUCUUACAACUGCACAUGUAGCCCUGGAUAUACUGGAAAUGGAACAUCAUGCAUCGGUAAAUCAUCGUGCCUAAUGCAUGUAAAAUUAUUUUAGCGAGGUCCAAGAAACAAGCAGUACCCCAUAAAUGCAUUAAGUAAUUCUCCAAACAUAUCUCUCAGCGUACUUAUGGAAGCCCAUCUGAUAAAGUACAAUCUAUUUCUUGGAAAAGGCACCCUGUUGUUUGAAUCUUAUAAGCGGCCACCUCCCGUAUGAGACCACUUACACUUGCAUCUUGUUUGGUCGCUUAGAAUACGAGAAGCUUGACUGUAUGUUAAGAAGUCCGAAAGAGAAGAACCCCAUACAUAGAAACGUUCCUUAUCCAAGGCUUAUUAUUUCAUUCAUAGACAUCGUUCUGCUGAAAAUACCUUCCUUUUAGAUAUAACAAGUGCAUACUGGAAAUGAAACAGCAUGCACCGGUAUAUCAAAAAUCGUUUCUGCUGCAGUAUUGGAAUUAUGUUUCGUUGAUCCGUUUUGCCCGCAUCAUCUUUAAUACUUUCUUUAUAAUUCUUUCCUUUCAGAUAUUAACGAGUGUACCACUAAAGUCCAUAACUGUGAUGCCAAUGCUUUUUGCAAUAACACUCAGGGGUCUUAUAACUGCACAUGCAGCCUUGGAUACACUGGAAAUGGAACAUCAUGCAUCGGUAAGUUAUCCUGCCUAAUGUAUGUAAAAUUAUUUUAG
Porites lobata is the source of this 45666-nucleotide messenger RNA. NCBI's taxonomy places the organism in Eukaryota, Metazoa, Cnidaria, Anthozoa, Scleractinia, Poritidae. The record is from the annotation of a GenBank genome assembly.